AUGGCCCACAGAAAUGGUGGGAAAAAUGAGGCCGCAUACAACUCCGAGAUGCAACAGCGUCUUCGAGAAUUUCGCAGACUCAGCGAUCAGUUAACGGAGGUUACGCUGGCUGCAAUGCAUCAGGCUGAAGUCCAGCAGCCGCAUAAGCCUCUCAUUGAAGUGCCAGUCAUGCCCUACCACGAAUGCGGUCUGGAAACUCCCUUGUCUCCAACUGGGUUAUUUGACGCAGGUAAGGAAGCCAGCCCUAACGACCUGCAGCGUCUGGGUCGGUCCCGAAGUCUCGCGGUGGCAUCUCUGGGGUCCAACACGGCUUGCAGAUACUGUUCCACCUAUAACCCCUUUGCAGGCGGUGACAUUUGGAUAAGACCGUCAAAGAACCUCCUCAAGAAGCGAGGCAUCAGCCAGGCAAGAAGCAAUAACGCGGGACACUGGACCACCACCCUAGCGACCUCUGACGGUGUGGACAAGAGGGAUCUCUACUUUAACGAAUGUAUGCCGCCCCUCGACAGUGGUAACCGAAAGCUUCUGCUAAGGAACUAUAAAGCAGCUUCGCCUGACUACAGUCGGAAGAGCAGUUCCUUCGGUAACCUGCCUAAAAUGACCUCCCAACACACGCAGACUAUAUUUUCAAGUCUGGCACGCAAUGAAUCUGCUGUAAUCAAACCCCGUCUUGGAGGCACCUACGGUUCCCUCUACUCAAAACGCCCCGGCCUUAAGUGGCAGCUCUCUUCAAUGAGUAAAGCAAAGCCCUUUAAAAAACCCUGUCUUGAUUACGGUCUAAGGAAGACUCUCUCGGUAACCAACGCAAUCGUUCGAAUGCCAAUUGAGUCCUCUGCUCUACCCUCUAAAACCGACUCCCCCGCCCACACUGAGAGGUUAGGUGUUAGUGUGAUCAGUACAUCGGCCUUAUCGGACGAUAGAACCCAUUCUGAACCCCACCGGCCGCUAAAUGACGUCAUCUGUAACGAGGCCGCACACGCUUCAGAAGCCAGCAGCCUCCUUUCCUGGACUACGGACGCAAACAUCUCCACCGAGAAGUUCCCAGUUCAGCAGUUGCAGAAGCAAGAGCUGGGUGCUACUCGGUCGCUGCAGAGUUCACCGGAGGCGUUUAUUUCCAAAUUUAAUAGACCGGCGCGGAGUGAGCACAUUUAUGAGGGCACGACUGAGGCCAAGGCUGAGAAGGAGGGAGACUUUGCCAGACCAUCCUGCGACAGUUAUGUGCAGGCCGGUUCACAUGUGGAUGAAGUCAAUGAUAGCCAGGAGGUGGCUCCGCCGGCUGGAAAGAGGAAUGCCCUAUUGCAGACAACGGAGGACUUUGGAAAUGAGCUUAAAUCUAACUUCAGUUUCCCCCGCAUACUCUGUGAGGAGGAUCAGACAAAGGAGCCGGGCGAGAACGUUGAGGCGCAAGUGACAGACGAGAACGGAAAUAAACGUUCAACGGAUUACUGGAAGGACCAAUUUAUGACCUUCUUUCAGCCCUCCGAUAAUAAAUUGGCUAAGAAACUGUUCGGCACAAAAAUGGCGCUAAAUAAGGAGAGGUCUCGACAACGGAGCCAGGGCAAAUGGAUAAUUCAUCCUUGCAGCAACUUCAGGUACGGCGUGUUGAAAAUACCCUUAUUUGAAUAUUGAAUAUCUGACUGCAAAUAAGUACUUUCUUUAUGAUACGCUUACGACUGGAUUAUCUAAAAGAUAAAACGACACAUUGAAAAGAACGUGAAACCUUGGAAGUCCGAACAUAUGAAAAUGUCCUUUUUUAAAUCCGAUUGCGCUUGUUAGGCGGAAUUUAAUUCCCUCUGUGUUGGAAAUAAGAAAAUAAAGCCCUGAUUUCUUACAAAUCAGGAUGAACGUCCCCAUGACAAUAGCAAACCCAAGUUAUUCAAGUAAAUCUUAUCGAAUAAAUGAUAUACAGUCAGGUAGUUUGAAUGAUUACUAGGAAUGCACUCGAGAAACGCAGACGUAUUUUCUGACUCGAAAGCAAACACUUUUAGAAUUUUUAUUGUUUUAAGUCACGGCAAUUUGAUUCUAAAGCCAAAAUGCAGAAAAAUCAUCAAGGACACGUCUUGUUCAUAGGUGAUCCACAUGUUUAGAAAUAAAAGUCGACAUUCAAAAGAUACCCAGAUAUGUAUCUCUUAAACUUCAAAUGAUUAAGAAUGAAGCAACCAAAUGAACAACGGUCACAAAUUAAGUGGGAAAUGUUGUCUAUUCGAAAUAUCCCCCUUUCCAAUUUAAGAACCGAAUUUUACCAAUUAAUCCUAAAUAUUCCUGUUUUCAAAUUGUCCAACGGAUUCAGUCCGCAUUGCAUCCAAGCGGGGAAGUUGAAAACGUUUUAUAUUUCUGAUUAGAACAUUGGUAGUUAACUUAAGACAAGGGUUAACGUGAACUUUCAAAUUGCAUGCAAUAUGCUUAAAGUACAACUUGAUUUAGAUGUGGCCUAACUUUCGUUUUAAUUGCUUGAUGUCAUGGACCCCGAAGUUGGGAACUGCUGAGAAUAUAUUUAAACACUUCGUUUCGUUGGUCGGCCAGUUGCGUGAGCGCGUGUGUUUUUUAGUUUGUAUGUUCCGGUUGAAUGAUCUGCCCCGGCGGUACUAAAGCGGAAGGUAAAAAGGCAAAAACGGUUGCCACAGUGGUGAAUAAAACUAUUUUCGCAGUUGGCACAAUGUAUUAGAACGAUUAUGCGUAUUUGCCAGAGACCAGCAUUCGAAAGAAUAGGCUGAAUGGUAACUUGAAUUUUAACUUAUUGAGAAGAUUCCGCGUACACUUUAUCCCAUUAGUCUCUACUUAAUUUGACAAAAUCUUACUUUAAAGUAUUUUCUAUAAUAAUCUGUAUCACAAAUCGCUAUUUAUAAUUAGCAGUUUUAAGGACAUGUGAGAUCGUUGUUUUUAAAGUAGACACCUGAUGAGGCCUUUGCCAGGAAACACUGAAUUAUAGUUUUUUGAUUUUUUCAGAAAUUAACCGCUAACACGGACUUAAUCCGGUUAUACCAAGGUCUAUUGGCGCAGACCAAAGUAUGAUGUAUGUAUAUUUAAGUUAAAUUCCAUCAGCCACAGGACGUAAUCGUAUAAAAUUCAGUAAAUGCCGAUAGGCAGCUAGUAGUACAGUUGUAGUAGCAGCUACUACAAGUAUCAGUAGUAGUAGUAGUAGCAGUAGUAGGGUAAGGAGAUACCAUGCUAACAGCACGGAUACUGGCUAAAAACCCAGACACGCCUGUUUCGCCGAUCUCUGCCAUUUCCUGUCACAUCUGCGAGGGAUUCGGCUUUUUAUUGAUAAACUGGUCUACGCCGAGUUGGCAGUUAAUUUCUGAGGAAACUGUAGGGCAACAGUUUCUAUAUUGGAGUAUCUACCAGACAACAGAGGGGGUAUGUCGGGCGACCCGUUGAAGGGCCGAACCCCAUUGCAGCUGUGCCAUUCGGCGGCAGAAUAUCAGCGAAACCCGCGUGUCUCGGCUUUUAUCUAGGGCCUUUUCUGCUAAUAUGGCAUACCCUAGCGCUAAAUUGAACUGAAUUGAAGUGUAAUCCAAGAAUGUGCAGAAUGCUAGUGUGUUCUGACAGCCUGCUGCAAAUAUAACAGCAACUGACCAGAUGACGAUACAUCAAAGGUGGCAAGUGCAUGGCACACGUCAGGGAAAACGAGAAAAUUGUUAAACAUAAAACCUUAAUUUUUUCUGGUCAUAUUUGUUCUGCAAGAAAAAAACGGCCAAAGUAAAAAAACUCCAGCUUUUUUAGACAAAUAUUGAAAACCAGCGUCCGCGCAAUGGGAAACAUAUACAGGUGUUCGCAAACAACUGGUCUACGACACGACUUGACCGCUAAAUCACUUAAAAUGUGUGACCUGCGUUUUGAAGUGUGCGGCACCCGUUGUUUGCUUUCCAGUCGGUACCAAUGGCGAGCGCUGUCCCUUCUAAGCCUCCAAUUUGCCAUCACUCCCCAGAACGUCUUGUUCUUAAAAUAUGCCGUUUUUUGAUAAAAAGUCCCUUAAACGCCUAUGAAACACAGAGGAACUCUUAUCUUAACUCGGUCGGCUACUUAAAAACAGGCGCAUUCUGACUACAGUGGCUGGUCUUUAUCUUACUAGUGCUCAGAGGAUUACAGUUUUGUUCACUGGCUUUGCAUAAUAGCCUUCUGAAGUACCCUGAAUUUUCAGAGUGCGCCUAGGAUAUCGCCGCCUGACACAAGCCCCUCCAGAAAGUGCCCCUUAAUGACCCUCAGGGAAAACUCAAUGCGCAUGUCUCGUAAUCAGGUUUCGACACUUAGCAAAUUGAAGAGUUGUUGACGUUAGCCGGUUGUUUCAAUGGUUUCUUUUGUUGUCCUUUAUAAACUCAACGGUUAUAACAAUCGCUAAGCCCACUUUAUCCGCUUGUUCUCUCGCCGUCCUCUUGUACUUCAUUCAGAGAAUGUCUAUUUGAAAGUAUUUCGCGACCUCUCAAUCGCACUUAUGUGGGUUUAAUAAAAUUAAUUGGUAGAUGCGACCGGCAGUAAGCUGUUCAACGAAAUCGGCCCUGAAUUCCAAAAUUCAGCGAAUUUAAAAGUCUUCAGCGUAUUUCCUACAUGUCACCGCACUGUUAUAUUAACACUGUUUCACAGUAUUUUGGAAUGCUUUAAUGAGGAUAUUGCUUUAAAAUUUAACUAUUCCUAUAUAUACCUGCGAUAAUGGACGACGGAAACGCGGUAGAUUGGUACAGUACUGUUUCGAGCUAAUUUUGCCUCUAGUCAGCUAAGCAAAACCCUGCGCUCGUACACGGCGCAGAUAGUUCACAAACAGGGUUUAGCGGAUGUGCCAUAAGCACUUCAUUAAACCGAAGUUCAUCUGUGCCUCACUACCUGUCGUUCUCUGUCGCUGCAGAUCGGGUAUUUAUUCAAUCAGGAAUGGAUGCACACUGAUCUGUUUGUACAUUUCUGUUAUGAUGAAGUGACACUCAUUGAUCAGAUCACGGGACAUGCUUGUCUGGCUGUGUCUUGUGGCUCAAUCUCAGACCCUCGCAGACAGUCGCAUAACGACUAGUAAAAUGUGUAUAUGAUGGUAUAUCGACAAGGACAAGUGAGACCAGAAUGGCCACCUACGGAUUAUUAGCCGUCGUCAGUCAGUUACACCUAAUUCCAAGUGUAAACUGCGUGAGAUUCGAGCCCAGAAUCUUUGGUCACCACGGGACGGGCAUGUCUCGUAACCUAAUCAGCGAGCACCACUUCAUUAUAAUUAAUAUUUCUGAUCACAACCGACAGGACAACGAACCCGUGGCUCAUCGGUAGAGCGUUCGUCUCAAUGGCAAGAUAUCUCAGGUUCGAAUUCAAAGUGGUUCGCACUUGGGAUUGGGUACGACUGACUUAUGAGGGCUAAUAAACCAGAAGUGGCCAUUCCGGUGUCUUUUAUUUCUGUCAGUAGUCCAUCACAUAUAUACAUGUAAAUGUUUCCACUUUGUUUAUCGAUCGGUUUACGGGAUAUGCCCGGGCUAUUGUCUUCUGAGGCUUAAUUCAAAGCCCAGAAAGACCCGGAAGAGGUGCUGAAAGAAUAGAAUAACGAGUCUAAAACUUGGCAGUUAGGAUGUUAGAUUUCUUAUCUAUAGGUCAAAAGACAGCAUCAGGGAUUGCUGGGUUAUCUUAAGGAACUUGUAUUCUAAUCGUAUGGAUGAUUAUGAUAGAGUAGUGACAUUGAUAAUCAUGCAACGUAAUUUCACAAUAUUUCAGCCACGCCAAGAUGCCGGCUUUUGAAUGAGCUAAAUUUCAGACAAGAUGGCCUUGCUAAUGUUUAAUAAUUAAAAUAAUGCGUGCUCAAGCCGCAGUUGCCUCCUAAUCGGAGGUCUACUAAGGCCGGUUGACGACAGCUAAUAAGUCGGAAAUGACCAUCCCAGCCCCCGGAGUCUUUGUCGGUUAUCACCCCUGAAUAUAAAACCAGUAACUGCGCGAAAGACUGCGGGCUUUUUCUUGGCCCCUAAAGCAUAAUCGGACGAGUAGACCCCCUAACCCGAUCAAUGAAUGCCUUUCAGUAUAUAUUCCAGAACUGCUUUUGAGACUGGUUAGCUGGUAGGUUGACGUAUGGGGAAUCAUCUGAAACCAUGUCUUGUCCACCUAGUCCGUUUCUAAAUUUCGGAUAUUGACGCAGUUUUUUGGCGUUCAAAUUUCUUCUGCUAACCAUAUCCUAUACUUUUUCGCGCACCCCAGGUUCUACUGGGAUCUCAUGAUGCUCCUUCUACUGAUUGCAAAUCUCAUUAUUCUCCCAGUCUUCAUAUCAUUCUUUAUGGAAGACAUUGGAUUGGAGACCAUCUGCUUCAAUUGCGUUUCGGACACGAUUUUCCUUCUUGAUAUUAUUGUAAACUUCAGAACAGGUGAAUGUUUUGUUUAAAGCUGCCGUUUAAGACCCAGUCCUAUAUGAAUAUUGCCAGACGAUAAUGUUACUUCAGCAACCUAUGGUAACAAUUAAUUUAGAGUAACGAAUUAUUGAAGACAACCUCAUAACUGCAUAUCUUUAGAUUAUGCCCAACGCUGGGCUAAUAUUUCAUUUUUUUUUACUUAUACACCUAUGUACGCCUAAAGACUAACGGAUUUUUAAUUAUUUGAAUGUGCACUUUUGCAAAAAGUUUACAGCAAAGCAAUUAUCUGAGAGUUUCGGGUUUGCCUAUGGUGUUAGGCUAUGGUAAACCUCACUAAAUGCCCUCUCUGUCUUCGAAAACAUCCUCGUUUACGUGAGGAUCAUUUGGUGGUAUUAAGAGGUGUGCCUUGUUACGGUAUUUCAAAAACAACACUUACUGUAAAACGACUCACAUUUUCUUCUUGAGUCUCGUGAAACAAUCCGACUCCGCCUCUCGUCAGAGCAUUUUAGCUAUGCUCGUCUCGUCGAAGUUGGCACUGAAGAUGACUACCGGCGAUCAGGACGACUGAUUUAUAUUUCCCGUGUACAUUACGAGGAAAUUUUAUUGCAUUUGCGUAAUUACUGUUAAUGCACUGGAGUAAUUUGCCGGCUGCGGCGUCGUUUUAAACGUCAGCAAAUGGCCCACUCAAAUCGAGGCAAAAGCUUCACGUUAAAGAGUGAUCAAUACGCUCGCAGAAUAACUGCCCUCAAAUUAUGGUUGACAGACCCAUUUAAAAUAAUGCAAGUAUCGUGGAGGCGAAGGAGUAAAAUAUGAAGUUUUGCACUGAUCUACAGUUGUUAUGAUCACGAUACCUACUUUCUGGACCGGAAUUUUGUUUAAAGCUUUAAACCAGUUACAGACUUCAUUAUUUUGAAAGACGUGUCCCGGCGCAGUAGUAUCAGCAUUAUUGGUCUUUUACCCGUCCGUGACUGAUGUUUUUUUAAUACCACUAAAGGUAUAAUUGCAAAUAAGUUUGCGGACGAGAUUAUACUCAAUCCACGGCAAAUUGCGCGGCACUACGUCCGAACAUGGUUCGUUCUGGAUUUCCUUAGCUCCGUUCCUUUGGACUAUAUUUUCCUCUCACUGAGCGACGAACAAACGAGGGCUCAUUAUCUUGGAGCAGGUAUGCCGAGUUGUUUCUUUUGCUUAUGCAGACUGCUCCCAGGUGAACUGUUAACAUUUACCUUUUGCAAGAAUGAUGCAUUCUUCAACGACCUUUUGAUUAAACAGACGUUUGAUUGGUUUCACAAAUAUAAGGACUGGUCUUGACACUUGCAUGUGGGGAUAGACGCAAAUUGUCAGAAAAUAAAAAAACACAAAUGCAAAAUGGGCAGUCUGCAAACUGGAGUGUCUUUGGAAAACUAAUAAGAGGGGCAGGCGUUUAUUACCAACGCAAACAUUGUUUAAUUUUGUUGUAGUUUCCCACUUUUAAAAGUUAUUUUUACCUAAUUGCUCAUUGAAUGAAGCAGAAUACAAACGUCAGCAGAUAUGAAAAUGAAAUUUUUAAAAUCUUUCACUGUGAAAGGCCAAGUUUUUUUCUUAAACAUUAGCAGUUUGAUCGUGGAUAGAUGCAGGAAUAAGUGAGCUAGAAUAAAAACACAUUUUUAUGCAUUUUUCCCAAUGGAACCAAAAGCUGGUCGUGCUAUGACCUAUACUCAUCCUUUAUGGCUCGAGGCUUGAGUUACGAACUUAAAUAGCGGUCUAGGGCGACUAUGGAGAGUAGAAUGGCCAAUUUAAGGCGCAACACACGACAAAAUGCAAUGUAGGUAUUCUUGCGCUAAAACCUUGAAAGAGGACAUAUUUCCUAAUUUAGCCCUAAUCUCAAUCUUGACCGCAGUUCCACGUUGGACCCUAACCGUAAAUUAAACCUUAAACUUAACCCUAACUUUAACUUAAGACCCCGGUCCACUAAUCUCAGUCAGUCAGCCAUAGUCGGCCAGAAUUGAGAUAACCUGAACUUUGGACCUGGUAUUUGUGGCUGUGUCCGUACGGACUAGUGUCCUCUUAUUGGACCACACAUCCGUGAUCUUGACGGUGGGAAAAGUGACAUGGUAUAUCAUUGAUGAACUUAUAUCUAAAUAGUCACAUAUGCAGAGAGCAAUUGCCGAUAAAGGCAUGAGAGGCUGGAAUUACCACUUGCGACUUACUGUUAGUCUUCAGGCAGCUAUGCCCAACCCUUCGGCUUUUUUGACUCAUGAGCUUCAUUCCGCGGUCUCUUAGCUAGAAGUCCAAUUUCUUAAUUACUAAGCCAUAGGCUCGUUGUCUCGUCGAGUACGAUCGGUUAUAUUAACUGUUGUAGAGUAUCAUUCUAGUCUCCCAUGUCUUUGUCAUCAAACAUUUUCUGCGUGUUAUACUAGUCACUGAGCGAUUGUGUACGGAAGUCUGGAUUAAGUCUCUAAGCGUGACGAAACGUGUAGGCUCCACACUGUGAUCACAAGGCUGUAUGAAUAUGCUUUUAGAUUUCGGCGACGGUAGGGCGUAGGACCCCAAGUAACUUGAGGUAGCAUGUGGACCGUUUUUAUGCGAGAGAAACAUAGGGUCCUUAACCGAACAGUUACCUUAAAUUCCCUAUUGAAUGCAAGCCUGCUAACGCAGUUAAUUCGAAUUCCACUUAUUUUUGAAAACUGAUUUUUGUUUUUAAUUUUCGGGCUCACUAUCGUUGCCACAUGACAGCGUAAGAUGAUAAAAUCGGCGGAAAUUAAGUUAUUCUUCUGUUUUGUCUUGCAUUUCGUCUGUUCUUCGUCCUGCGUUUUGUCCCACCAGAGUUCCCGUAUGACACGGUCCACGGGUUACAUAAUGUCGGGGUCCUACACCCUACGGUUGCUUAAAAACUUAAGUGCCUUUGGACACAAAACCAAGGAUGACUCUUUCUCACACCCUGCCUGCAAAACAGACCCAUCCAAAGGCCGUUUUGUCCGAUAUAAAUAGGGACUGGAUAAGUAUUCAACCUAGUUUCAAAUUAAUAAUUAUUGCUUCCGAAUAAACAUCAUGUGGCAGAAACCGAGAUCGUGUUAUUAAUUAAGUACGCAUACCUGCAAAUGUGGCUUACUAUGUUUCCUACUUAUUCAGGUUCUGUGUGUUAAUUAGCCUGAUAAGGUGCCUAAAAGUUCAUUCGCUGGAAGCCGAGGCGAGAUAACCUGGCGCAAAAAAUUCUUUUACCUAACUGACUCUGCGCGUCACGAAAAAGUGUGGAUAAAUUAAACUCCAAGAUUUGCGCUCGAAGGAAAUACUAUUUGUCCGCAAGUAGCAGGAAAGAUAUUUGUGAGAGAACAAUCGUUCCCCGGUAUUUUAAUCUGACUGCCAGCUGUCAGCCAGGGCGCGUUCAAUCGUUGUAGAAUAUGGUAAUCUCCAACAUGUUGACACGGUAUUUUAUAAUGUUCAUUCACUGGUCUGUACAAAUUCGGUCUUUCUGUGUCAGGAAAAUACACCGUUGUAUUUUCAAAACAGACAAUAAGUGGCUAAUUUUAUAUUUUUCAUUUCGGUAGAAGCAUAUUUUUAAUAUUCUAUAAAUAGAGAAAUGCACAGGAGCUCUCCAUUUGUUGCUGAUUAUAAAUAAAUUAAGCAGAAGUUUUAAAUGCAUUAUUUUGAAAAUAAAGAACUGGUUUUAUUUUGAAGUUAAAAGUACUCAGUCCCGAAAUUAUAUAGUUGUAAUUUUUUUAAAAACAAAAGUGGUUUAUAUCCGAAAUCGUGCUCUAAUUCUCACUUAUUUAUGUGAAAUACUUACGUGGUUCCGUGACGUUUGCAAUGUUCGAAGACACCGUGCCGACUAACCUCAAUACCCAAGGCAAAUAUACCUACUGUCCAAAACAGAAAACCUUCUGGCAUGGAGUGCCAAGUUGGUCGGAUAGAAAACGAUUUUUAGCAAGUGUUGUUGAAAAUUGCUAUGCGUGGUCGCUUGGUCGCGCUGCAUUCACUUUCCGAUGCUAUCGCCACCCUGAAUACCUUCUCUGCGUUUUUUCGGCCUUAUCUUUAGCAUUUGUCUUACGUGGCAUGUCGCGGAACAAAUUAGGUCUACAAAAAGAAUUUGUUUUGGCGAGACUGCAUAAAUGCCCAUGCUUUCCGUAUUUAGCAGCAAAAUACUUUAGAUUUUUUCAGGGCUAAAUGGGUCGCCAGCGCGCUUUUUCAUGUUAUGGCGCCACUUAAAUGCUGGCAUAAAUGGUUGGUUGCGGAUAUGUGCUCGAAACCACAGAAGAUACCGAUUAAUUUUACGACCCGGGGAAUGCUCCGCGGACUCUCACUUAAGCCACGUUGUUGGAAGUCAUAAAACAUUGUUAUAUUAAUAUUCAUAAACGUUAAGCUUUUAUUUCGCUGAGUUUGGUCGGAGAUGGAAAACGGUUUUCUGCAUGUCCCUGUGAAAUUGCGUGUCGUCGUAAUUGGGAAAGGAGGCGGAAAAUUACAGUCAUUAACCGAGUGCAUUACGUUUUAACGAAAUAUCUGACAUUUGUUUUCGGCUAGAGAGGAUUUACGAAAUAUCUGACAUUUGUUCUCGAAUAGAGAGAACUAAUUAUGUGUUGGUGAUUUAGUCAAUAUUGUGCGACGAUGUUAGCCUUUAAAUGAACUCCAUUUCGGCCGUCCUCAAAAACCACAGCAUCUGAAAAUUGAAUGUUGAAAUAGUUUGCAUUUUUUCUGCCGACUUUUUUUCGCUUAUAUAUUUAAAUAUAUUUCACAAAAAACACAAAUAUAUUUCCUUUUGCACUCAUUUUAUGGAAAGGUUUUCAUUUUUAUAAUAUAUCUAUGAAGAUAAGUGGUAGAGGGUCAUUUCACCGAUUCCAUAGUGCCAUAAGGCUCUCUCUCUAACUCAGACAGCAGCCGCGCAUCGGCGCGUAAUAUAGGCGGAAUAUCAUUGCCGGAAAAAAUAAGGGAGACUGGAAUGGCCACAAUUCGUCUCAUUAGCCGUUGUCAGCCAAUCAUACCGAACCCCAAAGUGUGGAGCACCUGCUGCUCAAUAAGUAAUCUUUCGGAUUUUGAUUAAUUUCAUAUUGAUCCUACUGCGAAAGACGGCGUCUCGGUGGGAUUAGAACCCACGACUGCAAGAGAAAGGCUUUAGUACGGUCAAAACUGUAAGCCUUGAGAAAGGUUUCCCCUGUUCGGUCAAUAUGAAUUAUUCAAACUCCGCCGAUGCAGUUAAAUACAUUUACCUUUGUCAAAUUAUUUUGAAUACCAGCUGCCCUUGAAUUUGUUUUUAGGCUUUCAGUCUACAUUCUGCAUGCAUUUUGUUUUAAAAAAACCACACAUUGCUCUAUACAAUUAAAAACACAACCUGCUAAUCAAAAAUGUUUGCAUAUUCUAUCAGGAGCAUUAGUACACGGAUUAACAUGAUACAAUUUAGGUAGAAAGUUCAUAGGUAGAAUGGAAUUACCGACAAAGACAAGGGAGACUGGAAUGGCCAUUUCUGGCUUAUUAGCCGUCGUCAGCCAGCCAUACCCAAGCCCGAAGUGUGGAACACCCGAGCCUCGAACUCGCGACCUGUUGGUUUAGAAGUCCACGCCCCUAUCCACCGGGCCACGAGCCCGUUGCCCUGUCGGUUUUCGAUCGGGAAUAUACAAUGUUAGGGGGCGCUCACCGAUCGUUCAUACGGAACUCACUCGUUCCGUUGUGCCUUAAGGGCUCCCUCUCGAGCCCACCCAGCUGCCGCACAGCGGCGCAUGAUAUAUAGGCAGAAUGGCAUUACCCAAUCGAAAAACCGACAGGGCAACGGGCUCGUGGCCCGGUGGAUAGAGGCGUGAACUUCUAAACCAACAUGUCGCGAGUUCAAGGCUCGGGUGUUCCACACUUCGCGCUUGGGUAUGGCAGGCUGACGACGGCUAAUAAGCCAGAAAUGGCCAUUCCAGUCUCCCUUGUCUUUGUCGGUAAUGCCAUUCUGCCUAUUUAUCAUGUGUCGCUGUGCGGCUGCUGGUUGGGUUCGAGAGAGAGCCCUUAAGGCACAACGGAAUGAGUGAGUUCCGUAUGAACGAUCGGUGAGCGCCACCUAGAAAGUUCAUAGUUGGAAACUUUUUUAAAAUCAAAAAACGCACUUUUUGUGGUAUAAUAGUUCGAUGAAGACAUGAUUUUCAACUCAAUGAGCGCAGGAGAGAUAUUUUGUUCUUAUCUUCUGUGAAAUAUGUUUAUUAACGGGUCGAAAAUAUAUAAAAAUUCGUACUGCUUAAGAAAACCAUCUUUUCUGAGGGAAGCUUUUACUGGGAGCCGAAAGGGAAAGCAUUCAAAAGCCUGCCUGGAAUGUCUUGAAAACCUGCCUAGCAAUGAUAAAUACCUUUCACAUACUUUAGCUAUUCUUUCCUAACCCAAAACUGAUUUCGGCAAACAUUUAAUGAUGUCCGUCACUGGCCACAAAUCAAAAAGUAUUCAACGUUUGCUUAAUAUCUGGGAACUUUGAUACCUCCGCGUAAAAAUCGGCUCGUACGAGGAAAAAAAGGAAUGGCGAGUAAAUGCAACGAUUUAAUGUUUCAUAGUUCAGCUUUAAUACGUGGUAUCGGCCGACCUUCGGGUUGGCCUCAGAAAACUGGAAAUGAGACCUACAAUCUCCACACAAAUGAUGUUUUAUGAGAAGAUUUUUGUCAAUAGGUUAGUUUUCAGAUCGGUUUGUUUUGUGGUGUUUAUACCUUGACCGUAGGUGAAUGUCCGAUAGCUAGGUUUCGAUCUCUAUUAGAUUUGCACGACAUUUUUCACCCGAUGUCCGUGAUCAAACACUUACCUGUCACUUUUUGUGACUUUGUCAAAAUAUUUUUUCCCUCACUGUACCCCGUCCCAUAUAACUGUACUGGCCUGCCGAGAAGUUAUCGAAAGCAACGUUCGUUCGCCACCACUUCUUCUGAGAGUAUUUUUUACUUUUGCCGUUCUGCCCUCAAAAAUCGAAAAAUAUUUCUGUUGGCUUUUGUGAUUUUUCCAUGUGACCCGUAAAAUAAUACUGACAUUCGCUUUCUGUCAAAGUCUAAACUCCCGACAGACAUUUUCACAAGAAACUUUACCUUUGUCGCGUCAUCAAACGAUGUUGGAAGGUUAAACAUACAGGCCACUUUUGCUCAACUUUCACAACAAUAAGCGCAGAAGUGAGGUAGAUGAAUUAGAUUUUACAAGUCAGUUGAAUAUGAGCCUUUGCAUUUCAUCGUCAGGCAGGCCUAAAUAAUCAUUUAUGCUGAACAGUGUUUGGUACCAAAACACAGUAAGGUUUUACUUCAUUCUGCUAGUGAAGCAUUCUAAAUCCUCUUCACGAUAUAGAGUGUGGGUGGGCGUCAGUGAGCCAUUUGACCAUUCUUUCAGAUCUCCCUAGCCACCAUGAUUUGAACAUAAUCGUAUGCCGACCGACAAUCAUGCUUUGAAGGAGUCCAUUGAAAGUAUCUGUCAUUUUUGACUAGAUUUUUGUUGGUUGCCAAUUCUUUUGCAAACGUCCUACUGGCCAGUAAUUUAGCAUACUCAAAUAAAUGCACAGCUUGCUUUCAUCUGGCAGAAGACGCAAAAGUGGCUUCUUUGGAGGCCACUGAUUGACCACUAACGACGACUAACAGAGGGCCGGGUUCCAAAGAACAAUCAAUAAAAUGGAAGCGAUUAUGCGAAUCCCAGGUUCUUGUUGUAAAGAAGAUGAACAAACUGCGUAUUUGAUACCGCAUUCUCACAGUCUCUGACGAAGGCCUCCUGUACGAGGCCGAAAGCUCACCUGCUAUUCCAGAGGUCGUUUUUUCCUCUUUACAAUUAAUAAAAUGCAAAAAAGGAGGACUGAUUUUCUCCUGGGCGUACAGUCUGCCUGUUUCGAUUCAGAACAGACUGAUGCACUAUAUGCAAUUUAAGGGGAUGAUACUCGUCACCAGCAGAUUACCAAGCACAUUAUCUGUCUGCAUUUUCUGGUAGAUACUCCAAUCUAGAAAUUGUCGCUUUUUAGUUUCCUCAGAAAUUAUCUACGAAGUUGGAGUAGAUCAGUUUAUUCAAGGUCUAUGGGCACAGACCGAGAAUUUUUACAUGAAUAUUUAGGUCAAAGUUCAUCAGCCACCGCGGGUAACCGCGAAAUAUUCAUUAACUGCAGACAGGCAGCUAGUAGUAUACUUUAGGAUCAGUUGAUACCAUACUAACAGCACAGGUACUAGCUGGAAGGAAAUAUGAGGGCGUUCUUUACGGCAAAAUGAUUGAAGAAUAAUAUUUUGCGCGUGCCUUCAACAAUACAUUUUUGGACCUAUUAAAGUCCGAAGAUCAAUGGGAAAAUCAUGCAUUCUUAGUAGAUAUUUCUCAAGAAGUCUGACUUUUGAUGACGACUUGGCGUGAUUAGGAUAACUUGAAAUUUCGUCCCGGAUAAUCCGCACUAGAACAUCACAUAAAUGGUUAUUUUUAGCCUAGAUACCAUCUCGGACUUUAAGUUAAUGUUUUUUGAGAUACAUUAUUUAACGUCGAUACCAAAAUUCAAGUUACCAUGUUGUCCUUAAUACCUACUGUAACGCCAUGUUUAACCUAUUUGGUGGGCCGACGGUUUGCAAAUCCACAUUUCAGCCGUUUUCGGAUUGUGAGAAUGUCUCACCUGCUGAGUAUAUUUGAAUGCGCCUGCAUAGCAUCCAUUCCCACACACCGAUAGAGCCCCUGGAAGUAGCUGGAAGGCACAAUUUUAUGCGCCAACUACCGACAGCAAUGACGGCGAACCAGUGGCUUGACGACAAAAAGCUUCUAACUACUCAAUGUGGAUUAAAAGUCACUUCAGUCAAACGUUAUUUCUGACGAAACAUUGUAAAACUAAGUCGCCAUUAGGGCGAAUGACGAGAAAGUCAGUGAGAAGAGGUCAAAGAGUGCUACUUGACAGGAUAACCGAGAUGAUGGAGGGAAAGGAGGAGGAGAAGGAGGAUAGGGAGGAGGUGAUGAGAAGAAGGAGGCAGAAGAAGAGGUUUGCUAAAGUUCAUCCCGUAAGGAGGUCGCUUGUUCGUCUUCAGGAGAAGCGGAUGCUAACUGAGUGAGACCGUUAACAGAACCUCAUUUUCCGGCCACCGCUUAUCGCACUAAACUCGUUCUGCAUGCGAAUCCAUCAGUUUUCAAAUCCCACAGCACUUUUUUGAGAGCCUAUGGGCCGGCUCGCAGAGGGUAUCUCUACAACGUUUCUGCCUAAUUACAGUAGAUGUGCUAACUCAUGAAAUGUCGACCAAAACUUCGAAAUGCGUUCUCGUUUCGAAAAGACAAAUUAAGUUGUGUCGUAAAAUUAAUCAUGAUGCAGCAUUAAUCUAUAAUAAUCCAGUUACCACGGGGUGUCUGCUUUCGCAAGAACUUAUUUUCGGCUGCAUGCAAGAUCAAUACUCUGCAAAAAUGACUACUUAAGUAGCAUGCAAUUUUCUCAUUGAUUUUCGAUGCCCUUAAAACUUCAAUUAUAUUUCAUGGAAAACAUGCAUAAAAAUAUUCAGUAUUUCACUUAUUCGGAAGAAACUAACGUCUUCUUUCAAUUUUAUACCCAAAAGAAGAGUAUAAUUUGGCCUUUACAGAGUUUCCAUUUGUGAUAUUUUUUAAUAACGUUAAAUGGCCGUUUAUUAAACGUCAUGUAUCUGCAUUUACGAAAGUGGCUUGUAAAGUUAACAAUAUUGCUCAAAUACACUGCUUAAUUUUAUGAAUCUUCUAUGUUUUCCUCUUAACACCGUAGAGAAAUGUAUGGUUUUCCGUACACGGAAAAUAUACAGUUUGUAGUUUUGAAACCCUGAAUGCAAGUUUAACAGCAGGUCGGGUUCAAAAUUAUUCGGGAAUGAGAAAAGUUUUUUAAAACCGAAUUAUACUCUUGCAUGCAGCCGAAAAUAAGUUCUUUCGAAGGCCGAUGCCCUGAGGUAACUGGAUCAUUAUAGCUUUAUGCUCCAUGAUGAUUAUUCUUACAACACUACUUGAUUUAUCUUUUCCAGACGAGAACGCAUUUCGAAAUUUUGGUUGACAUUUCAUGAGUUAGCACAUCUACUAUAUUUAACUGUCCGUGUUGACGGUUUAACCAUCGAUUCCGACGAUGUUCACCGUGCUUCCAACAGCAGGGUGAGAAUGAGGGCUGUGACUUUCGCAUAAAUUGUUUUAAAAUGAGGAUGGACUUGCGCAGUAACUAUCGCACUCCCUUCUCCCCCUCCACUUGCAUCGUUUGUGAAGAGAGAGCGAAGAAGACCGGAUGCGGGAGAUGACAUGGGUGUUUGUACGGCGUAAACCGCACCUAGGCGUACUACCAUACCUGGUUCACAAAGUACUCUGAACAGAGUUGUGCACGUGGAUAAGACUGAUAGACCUGUUUAGUCAUCCCUAUAAGAGGUUUAGCUGACCUUCGUGCCAGCAGAUUCUUUGGUGAAAGCGAUAGAUUCAUUGAAUUCACUGCGUUCUGGCCUCUUUACCGGCUUCUCGACGCGCGGUCAAGAUAAGAGCAGUGCGAUCCCCAACCAGGGUAGGGAUGUACUAGUUAACUCUUUUAACUCGCGGUAAUCUCGACUAUGUCAAAUCUACUUUCAAGUUAUGCUACUUCCUACUGCCGGUUUGUUUACAAGCUCAUUCUCGAUGCCUGUAUCUCCUAAGAUCGAUUAAGGUGUCUGAGGUUAUGCAAACCGGUUCAUGCAAAAAUACCCCAAACCACAUGGUCACAUGGACCGUUUAAUAAUAGCAUAGGAGGCUCUCGUUUACUUUAGCUUUUGUGCAACUGCAAAUGAAAUAUCUCCCACGAUUAAGUGCGCAGUUAACCUUUGGAUUGGCGCUUCCAGUCGUGCGGGAGAAAUGGAACAUAGUGAUUUUGAAUAAACUGGCCUUGGUUGCAAAAACUCGGAACUAUCCAGAUAGUCCGAACAAACUUUUCGUUGGAGAAGGUGUGUUCCUUUUAAAAUUAGGAGAACCGCCUUUUGGAUUUUAGCCUAAUCUGCUAAACUGGGGAACUGACUUUUGGUAAAACCGAGAAAACUGGCGACAUGUCUUGGAAAAACUCGGCUUUCGCUUCUCCUAGACUUUCAAGUAUUCGGUGGUUUGUUUACUUUGUUGGGACGAUAACAAGCAGUGCACAUUUAUAGGCCUGACGUAACACUUUACCCUACAAGCGAUCGCAACCCUUCAUACGAUUACUAUCCUAAGAUGUCUAAUUUAACUGCAUAACACAUUGCUGACCUUUAAGGUGAAUGUCCGACUUCAGUAUCGUUUUCUCCCCGUGUAAACACACGCUAACGAGGAUACACAUUUAUAACCUAAUGACACAAGUUUGCUCCCUUAAAAGUACAACCUGCAUUUGGCUGAAAACUGGGACUUAGAAAGCAUCAGAGUUAUUUUCUGAAGAGCACGCACUGCCGAAAUGAAGUAGCAUAUACCUUGCGUAGUCCCAUGAAUACGUCAACUGACCGCGAGCACUCAACUUUAGGCAGAUAAAAAAGCAGAUAUGAAUUCUAAGUGUCAUUUCGCUUGGUCGCACCGACCAGUAAUUGCAAACUAUAUUUCUGAAAAUUUAAGAAUACUUCAAUCAACCAACUGGAGCAAGAUAUAGCUAAAUCUUGGGUCCCUGGGCAUUAUACAGUGGUCAGAUGGCUAGGUUUUAUUAGAUAAACCUCUGAAACUCUCGUUGCUUCAAAUUAAUUCUUCGUAUUCUGGCAACUACGGGCAUAUAUAUGGAUAUAGGCGAAAAUGAUGAGGACAUGUCAGGCGCCAUUUACCCCGUCAAUUGCCUAGACUGUCAGGAUAACUACUGCGGCAUGACAAAAAACGACUUAAAAAGCGCAUGCAUGAGCACACUUUAGCCGUCAAGCGGAAACACGCUCGCUCACACGUUGCCAUGCACAGUCUGGAAAAUGACCAUCGGUUUGACUUUGGCCGUCCCUCAGUGCUCUGCCUGGCGGAAAACAGACUGGCGCGAAAAAUAAUCGAGGCCCGGCAAACAGGUGCCAACUCGAUCAACCGCAGCGUCGACCUACCGGCACCAUACGAGGCCGCCAAACACAACUUAGGCAUCAGGGGAGGCCCGAUGAGGAUAGCAAUUGAUGGCCCUACCAGGGGCGAGCGUGAGGGACCUAUUAGAACCGUGCAGUUCUCAUAUUUCCUAUCGCCGAUGAUGCGCUGGAGUAUGAGAGUGAAACGUCAGAUGAAUAAUUCAUCAUCCCCAGAGCUCGCCCUACCAUCUUCUUCAAUAUACAUAUGCAUAUAUUGGCAUUUAUCAGGGGGUAUUUAGGAACGGAAACAGCAUCGAUUAUUUCCUGUUUUGUCCCGAGUACCGGGGUUUAAUAUUGCUUUUACGUUUGCAUAAGUCGUGACCCUGACCUCGGAAAUCUCGCAACCCGAAACGACAACGUUGGGGAUAGACUGUUGACCGCGUGCUGACGACUGUAUUUGCGAAACCUGGUUAAGUACUGAUGACUGGAUUUUGGACCCAAGAUCGGAGAAGCAAAAAACGGCGAGUAAUUGAGCAUGAAUUGAGGAUAACUGAAAUGUCUGAGAGGGGAUAUGUUCAGCUGUUCGACUGGCGAGCGGUCUUUAAAGAUAAAACGCUAUGAAGUAUUUAGCUAGAUACCGUACAAACCUGCGUUCAUCAUUUUACUCGAAAGUGUCGUUUUUGACAAUGGCCAUUUUCUGUGCUCUCCUGCAGUCCGGGGUGCUGCCCUACCCGUAAACCCACACCCCACUACCACCAUUCCAGUAUGACAAGACUCACAGUAUACUGACAGCUAACUGGGGUCGUUCACCCUACAGCUGUACGUGAAACGAACAUAUGUCUUUGGUUGACGCAUUAUGAUAGCAUUAACAGUAAAAGAAUACGAUAAAGGGGAUAACACCAUACAGCAGGUGGGCUAACUCAUGAAAUGUCGACAAAAAUUUGAAAUACGUUCUCGUUUAAAAAAAGAUUAAUUAAGUAUGCUUGUUAACGUAAUCAACGUCCAGCAUAAUUCUAUAAUGACCCAGUUACCGCAAGGUGCCAGCAUUCUAACGAGCGUAUUUCCGACUGCAUUCAAGAACUAUACUCUGCAAAAGGAAUACUUAAGUAGCAUGCAAUUUUUUAAUUGAUUUUUGAUACCAUUAAAUAUUCAAUUAUAUUUUAUGGAAAACAUGCACAAAAAAUAUAUAUCUUUUACCUGUUCGGUAGAAAAUUACGUCUCCUUUCAAUUUCAUACUCGAGAGUGGAGUAAAAUUCGGUUUCAAAAAAGAUUCUACUUGUGAGAUUUUUUGUUACCGUGAAAUGGCCGUUCAUAAAACGUCAUGUAUAUGCAUUUACCAGUGGGGCUUUUAAAGUUACCAAUACUGCCCAAAAUCACUGCUUACUUUUAUGAACCCAAUAUGGUCUUUUCUUAACACCGUAGAGACAUAUGUAGUUUACCGUACACGGAAAAUACACGGCUUAUAGUUUUGAAACCCUAAAUGCAAUUAUAAAAGUAGGUCGGGUUAAAACUUAUUUGAGAAUUAGAGAAGUCCUUUAAAGCCGAAUUUUUCUCUUUCUUUAAGUAUAAAAUUGAAAAAGGACGUGAUUUUCUGCCGAAUAAGUAAAAAAAUGUAUGCAUGUUUUCCAUGAAAUAUGAUUGAACUUCUAAUGAGCUCGAAAAUCAAUGAGAAAAUUGCAUUUUAUUUACGUAGUCAUUUUCUGAAGAGUGCAGUUCUUGCAUGAAAUCGAAAAUAAGUUCAUUCAAAGGCCAACACCCUGCGGUAACUGAACUACUGUAGAAUUACGGUGCAAGAUGAUUAGUUUUAUAGCCAUACUUAAUUAAUCUUUUCGAACCAAGAACGCAAUUCGAAAUUUCUGCGCACAUUUCAUGAGUUAGUCCACCUACUAUGUAUUCCGCGAUUUAAUCGACCUCCCCGCAUCGUGAACAGCUUGUGCUAAAAAUAGCAUCGUUGCACUUUGCACGGCCAGUGAUACGGUGCAUCAACUGUAAAACUAUGUCCUUUACUACACAGAGUGCAUUUAGCUGAAUUUCAUAAAGAAUCGCCUUCGGAAAUACUGUCUAUAUCGUGGAGCAGAGUUAUAAUGAAAAAACCUAAAAAUAACGUGCUUAAAAACCUAAGCCCCUUUUCUGCCAGUUCUUAAUCAUUUUUCAACAAAGAAGUGACAUUUUUGAAAAAAAGAUUGCAAUAUAAGGCAAAAAAUCCGGAAAAAAUGAGUGAGUUCUUUAAAUUUGACUCCAUAAUAUGAAUACUGCGCGAGAUGUUAAUCUGCUUUAGCGGGACGCUAGUCCUGUGCGGAACAGUUUUACUUCCAAUGAUCGUUCGCUAAAACGAGCUUUAAGCCUUUUAUUAAAUGGUAGAAAGUACUUUCACCUCAAUAAACAUAUAAUACUUCUUAGGCAAUAACGUCCACACGAAAUAAAAACGACUUUCAGAUUUACUGGACUGCCGAGCAUCAAUCUGUUCUUUGUACAUUCUAUUCAUCCACCUUUUCGAAAGAAAUACUUCUCAAGUAGUGAUAACUUGUCGUCUUCGUGCAACCGUGUGUGGAGGCUGUAGCCUCUGAGAUCCGAAAGGUGGACAGGGUCAUUCCCAGUUCAUCCUUCAACGGCGAUAGGUCGAUGAACCUCGACCGCAGCUGCCAAGAACUUCACCCCUUAGUGAAAUCGUCUGAGCGAUGCUAUACCAUCAACGCAUUCGCAGCUCACUUAGACUCCUGGCAGCCAGUAAAUCGAGGUAGUUUUUCCAGGUGUCUGUAAUCGGUUACUGCGACAGUACUUACUUGGCCCUCUCUAAUUUUCUUGGUAUUUUGUAAUUAGUGUCGGAAGAUGACCUCAAAUUAACGCUUACAAAUAAUAUGGCAUGAUUUUGGCUGAAAUUGCAAAUUUAGAUUGGUUCCAAAAACGUAUAACAGUUAGCCUUAGCUUUAGACACAUCGAUUUGCCGGCGUGUUAUCAUGCACUCUGCCCACGCAUCCAGGUGGUGCAGCUCACAUCGUCGCGAAGUACAAACGGCAUCACCACGUCGGGGAAUUACCGUGGAACAGGCGGCACAAACCAGACCUAGCCACGGACGUAGCCUCCCCCCGCAUGGAUUGCGAUGUAAAUUUUUACACGUUGCUGCACUCUGGCAGUCUCUGAUAAUGAACUUCAGUUCGAGUUCGAAAGCUCAGGCCAAUAAAACUACUGUCCCAGUGGUCGUGCCCUUGUCUUCUUUUAAACAUGAACCUGGGCUGCGCAUAUUCUCUUCCAUUCGAGAGGGGUUGCUUUCAUUCGUUUUUAAUUUUAAACAAAAAGGAGUCUCAGGUGCCACUUUUCUUUGCAACAGACGCUUUUGGUAUCAUUUCAUGGGAAACAUCCUCCCUGUAAAUCUUGCAGUGAAACGUUCAGUGAGUACUUAAAUUGAAAACGUUCCGAAAAUCUCAUAUAGUUUGAGACGCUACCGCCCUAUGCGCCUGGUUGGAAUUUUAGAACAAAGCAUUUUUCAAUUAAGUACAAAUUUUGAACGUCAAGCCUUUUGAUAAUUAAUAAUGUUUUUGUGCAGGAAUAGUCCGCAAACUUAUGAAAGUUUACGCUAGGAUGAAGGCGAAAUUUCGAGUUCCAGGUGUAUACAUAUUUGAAGAAGAAGAAGAAUCGAGCACCGGAACAAUUCGUUUAUUAUCCUGAGCUUUCAGACUCGUACAGGAGUCCAUCGUCAGAGGUAGUGGCAGAAACAGGACAAGCGGCAGUUAUAAGGCACGUAGACCCAAUCAUCGACCGACGUCGCACGACUGGAGGUGACUACGAAGGGCUCUGUACGCCGGCGCCAGAUCGAUAAAUCGAUUGACCGAGUUCUCAUCCGAGGCCCAGGCUUCAAUCAAUUCUCGGCCUGUUUUGUUUCCGGCGUGGGCGACUAUUUUGGUGGCAGCGAAGUUUACGCUAGCUCAGCACUCUGUUCGACUUUCGCACUUAUUAUACCCAUGUUUUUGCACCAUUUCGUGAUUGUCGCUGGUCAACCUGAAAGGUACAGCUGUGCACAAUUGCAAAAAAAACAGACUCAAUUGUGUCUGUGCUCGAGAGUAAUAAGCACUAUUUUCUUCUAAAUUCUGCUUUCCAAGUCAAUGCUCCCUUGGUGCAAAUAAGUUUUCAGUUACUGUUUGCAGCCUCCGCGAGUGUUAGUGACAGGUGGCUCGACAGACAGUCAUAAAAUUUUUCUUGAGGCCUGUCAUUUUUGGCCAUCGAGAUGGCCUCCUGAUUACCACUUCCGCAGACAAGGCGAUUUUUCGCGCGGUAGGCAAAACAAAAAUGCCAUUAGACGCUGCCAUUAUGCGUGGGCGUUUGGCCAGGCGCUAGGCACUUAAAGACUGUAAACAACUGCAUAACGUUUAAGGUUAAACUUAAUCACGCUUAGUUAGUUGGUCGCGUAAUGUUCAUCUGAUGGUGCAGUUAAAUAGCAUAAGUUGAAAGGUGAUUUACUUAAAUAUGAGAUGCGUAAUCGGUAGGACUGGUUUAUAUGCCCGCCCCCCCCCCACAAAAAGGACAUGAAAACACGAAACGGCUAUAGUACGAGUGGGUUUGAGCCAACUUCCAGUAAAACAAGAAUUAGGUUUUAGGUUAACUUUAAAGUUAACGGAAACGUAAGUCAGGAUCAAGUUUAGGGUUCAUAUAGAGGCUCGUGCUGACUGCAGAGGGUAGGACUGCGGUCAAGUUUUAAACAAUGGUCCUGUUUUUGAAAAGCGAACUAAAAUUAUUAUUAUUUGUAGCCACUUUUGUGCUAUCUUGUAUAAAAGUAGACGAAAACAAAAGUUAUUCCUAAAUACGCCGAUUCAAUUGCCGAAAUUCUCAGGACGACAUAUUUUUUCUUUUUAUGGACGCUUUCCUGAUUAAUGAGACGAUACUUUCCGUGACGCUGAGGGCCUAAAAGUAGAUACUUUUUGUUGUUUUAAUUUCCUCAGCAAUUAACCGCGAACCUGGAGUUGAUCAGAUUACACCAUGGUCUAUAGGCGCAGAGCAAAAUUGGAUGAAGGAAUACUUGUGCCGAAGUCCAUCAACCAAGGCGGGAUGACCGUGUAAUUUUCAUUACUGCCGACAGGCAGGUAGUAGUACAUUAGAUGGACUAACUCGCGAAAUGUCAACCGAAUUUUCGAGGCGCAUUUUCAUUUCGAAAAGAUUAAGUAAAUGGGGUCGUAAAAAUAGUCGUCAGCAGCAGAAUUCUAUGAUAAUUCAAUUAUUUCAGAAUGUCUGCUUUCGAAAGAACUUCUUUCCGGCCGCAGACAAAGAAUCCAAUGUGUAAAAAUGACUGUUUAUGCGACAUGCAUUUUCUCUGCAAAAAUGUAAUUACAUUUCAUGAAAAAACAUGAAUAAAACUAUAAAUUCUUUCUUCAUUUGGUAGUAACUUACGCCUCCUUCUAAACUUCUACUCGAAGGAAAAGUAUAAUUCGGUUUUCAAAAACUUUUCCAAUUACCAAAUAAUUUUGAUUUCCGACCUGCCGUUACACUUGCAUUCAGGGUUUCUAAACUACAAGCCUUAUAUCUUUCUCGUACGGAAAUCCAUAUAUUUCUUUACUACCUUAAUAGGAGACCAUAUGGGAUCCAUGAAAUUUAGCAGCGGAUUUGCACCCUAUCGUAAAUUAUACAAGAGACAUUAUCAAAUGUAGAGACACGAUGUUUUAUGAACGAACAUUUCGCGGUAUUAAAAAUCUUACUAUUAGAAACUUUUUCAAAACCGAAUUAUACCCUUCUUUUGGGUGUAAAAUUGGGGAAACAACGUCAUUUUCCAUCCAAUAUGUAAAAGCGCGAAUAUUUCUACGCUUGAAAUAUGAAAUAUGUGAAAUAUGAAAUAUGUGGGGACGUCGUUGCAAGAUCUGUUUGCAAAAGGGAAACACUCUAAAUGUGGUAGAUUAAUGAAGUUGUCAUGAGGUACAUAAAUACGAUGAGUCCGAUGCCGAGGCCCAGCAAUUAAGGCUGUCGAGGAUACAAGCUGCAAACCUCAUCCCAGUCGGGCACAGUCAAAAUAGCAUGAUGUUUAUUGUGUAACUGUUCGGAAUUUCAAAAUUUCGGUGGAUUUCAUGUAGAUCUCACAUGACCGUGAGGUAUCACAGCCAGGGUAUCACGCAUACAGUGCGUUCGUUGAUCUGCUGCCACCCAUGUUCCUAAGUUUUCUGAGUUUUCGUGCAAAACCAUUCCCAACCACAAAGUGUGGAAAACCUGAGGCUCAAUAAGUUAUCCUUCAAUUUUCAGUAAAUAUAAUAUUGAGCCAAUUUUGAAAACUCGGUGCCUUGGUAAGAUUCGAGCCCAAGACAGCAAGGAGAAAGCUUUAGUUCAGCCAAUGCUCUUACCACCUGAGCUACGAGGCUCCACCGGAAGACGUUAUUUUAACCACAUUUGGGUCACAUUACGCGCUCAGCUUACUGCAGCGUCUGGAAUCCACCAAAUCAGCUACAGAAAACUGACUGCCCAAGCGGGAUUCCUUAAGUAAUUCACAUAGAAUCUACCAGCUGAAUGUCAGCCCCACGUAAUUCCUGGACGAUAAAUAAGUAAUCAAAUAGUUUAAAUUGUUAUUUUUACUAAUUGCAAAAACUCAGCUUCCUCGGUGGGAUUUGAAUCCUUGUCGCCGUGCAUUCAAAUUCCGCCGAGUUCGUCGAGUUUUUCAAAGUGCCGUCAAAAUUGCAAUGAAUUCUGGAAUAUUCGUCAGCUUACAUGCCUUCUUAAUAGAUAUAAGUAUGUUGUGGAGUUUCGGUCACUUUGAUGUUUGCAUAGUUCUGACGCAGCUUACUGUUAAAAGCCCUUCUUGGCUAUAAAAACUACUAAUUACAUGGUAGCUACAAAAGCAGCUUCGCUUUAGAUGCUUGUGCAUAUUCACGUUGUACAACGGCAGUAAUUUGACGUACUACUUAGUGAAAGCUGGAGAAUUCAGACACAUACCAAAUCUUUUAUAAUAAAUCAAGAGUGCUGGGUUUGUUUGAAAAAUGCACAUAUUCGAGACCCAUUUCUUUACAUGAAUUUAUUUUUAUACGGAAAUAAUGGAGUAAAGCACUUUUUUUCUUACCAUAGUUUGCAUAAUCCUGCAGCGAGUUUUUAAAAUGAUAACCCCACACUUUUUGCUUGUUACAUAUCACGAUUGCAAAGAGUUUUCCUCUCCAUAAAUGUUUUACGAAUAACUUUUAUAAUUGUGAUGUAUCUGCUUGUUUUGUAGAUGCCUAUUAACGAUAAUGCGCACCGUAACGGCUCUAAAAUAAACAUACUGGUGUUAGAUCCAUCUGUUAAACGUCCUCGACGAAAAUCAUGUCGAUGUUUAUUCUUUGUUAACAGGAAGAGCGUUAAGAAUCCUGCGUCUGGUUAAGAUCCUCAGUCUUUUGCGGCUUCUCAGGAUCUCUCGUCUGGUGCGAUACGUCAGUCAAUGGGAGGAGGUGAGAAAUUCGGUUUUAAAAAUCCUACUCGCCAUUCACAAAUUACGUUAUAUUUAUUUUUCCUUCACGAUUUCAAAAUGCAUGCGUUUAUACAGAACAGAGAGUGCCAUGGUAACCUUCAGGUUAUUUUUAAUCACGUAAAUUUGAAAUCAGUUGGUUAUGCGUAGGGUGUGACUUGUCUUUUAACAUAAUUCUCGAAAUAUUUCCCCGACACCGAUUGCCCACUUUAGCGAUUUCACAUUCUGUAACAUAAAUCACGUUUAGAUGUGGUGUGUGUGGUAAGCGGUCUUUAAAAUUGCUCAUCCGAGGUUAAAGCGUCUUAAUAACUAUACCGGCUCCAGAGUUACAAGUAAUCAGUCUGAAUGAAGUUAAUCCGUGCAGACCGGCAUGUACUGGUAAUGCAAAAAUGUAUCAAAGACACGAAAAGGUUGCGUUUAAACACUCCUUUGCCCGCAAACCUACUUGAAUCGCUUUUAAAUAAAAGGCAAAUCCACAACCACACCUUUAACUAACCCUAUUAAUCUCUUCAUAGAGACGAACAAAAAUAUUUGUAAAUCGUAAAAAUGCGUGCAAGUAUGCAUAAUUUAUAACGAUUAGUUUUGGCUUGUUUGUAAUCAAAAGAGACACUUAUGCACAUCGAUCGCACUAACCAUAAAGGCAGACGUGAAUGUUCAAAACUCAUACUGUUUUGACUCAACAAAGAGGAUAUUUUGUUUAAAUGAGGCGCCUGGCGUACGCAAAAAGUCACAAAGUCAAAAUAUGCCGACGCCCUAGAAACCUCUACGAUGCCCAUUGCGGAUAACGCAGGAUAACCUACUAAAAUUGUUUUUGUGGGCACUGUUGACCAGAAUAUUAAUGUCAAUUUUUCAAAAUCAAGCGUCACUCAAGAUCAAUCAGAAUAAACAAGCCACAUAAUAUGCCCACAAAAUGCACAUUUUAAUGCCAGCACAUGUGUUUAUGUGGUUAUCUUGCAUUGAGCGUCCAUCCAAUUGCAUCUGCCGGCAUAUUUCUUUUAACAUAUAGUCAGCGUCAUAAUGCUUAGUACUGUGUAGUCAGAGUUCGCUAUCUCGGAUGUAUUUCGCUACUUAUCAUUAAUAGGUGGGAGCUCAAAUCUUAUCAGUAGAAAAGACAGUCUCAGCUUACUUCCCUAAAACGAAAAAACUCACUUAAUCCGCCAGACAAGCUUUUCUUAUGGAAGUAUAAAAGAUCUCAUCUUUUGUUUAAAAACGUUGAAGACCUCACUGAUCGCUUCAGCUAGACCGUCAAAACGUCUGUUCUAGUGUCUGGCUUGUGUGACCCCUAGAUAGGACAAUGAACUUGUUUAUCAGCUGCUUACGUCAGCGAGAUUCCUAAUCCUUCUGAACUUAAAAAGUCGCUUUAUGAAGCCAGGGGAACUUUCUCACAACGGAUGAACUUUCCCUUUAAACUUUUUACUAUUAAAAAAGUCUGUAAAAUGAAAAAAAUAGGGCGAACUAAACAAGUCAGCCACUUUCACACUUUGGUAGAAGUCAUUAUCACAAAAAUGGAUGUUUGGGUAAAAAAAACAUCUUCUGUAGAUCCGUCCUCCCACUGAAUCCACAAAAAUCAAUUAUACGUGGUGCUUCCUUGUGUUGUUAAAGGACUACGAUCUCGGAGCCAUUGCUCGACUUUUCCAAAAUUUGCGGUAGAACCAACUCCUGGGACAUGAGCGGAGACUGACAUAUACGAUUACGUUUACUGUGUCAGUCAUGAUACUGGCAGGUGGUUUCAAGUCGUAAAGUAACAUAACCGACAAAGACAAGGGUGACUGAAAUGGCCAUUUCCAGCUAUUGGCAGCUGUCACCCAGUCGCACCCAACCCAGGGGUGUUGGACACCUAAAACUCCAUCCCACAACCUGUUGGUUAGAAAUCCAGCGCAUCUAAAUGCUGAGCCAUACCCUCGUUGUCGUCUCAGUUGCGAUCGUAAAUAUACAAUGAUAGAGGGGCGCUCACCGACCGCGUUAUGGAACUCUAUCCUACCAUUGUCCCUCGGGGCUCACUCUCGAACCCAAACAACAGCAGUACAACCGCACGUCAGCUCAUUUCAGUCAUUUAUUUAUAGGAUAUUUUUUUAGAUUUGCGAUUAAACCCACUCUUAGGUUAGUUUUUCUAAAGGCACUCUUCCCAUGUCUAUGAAAACAACCCACAGACUCUUUAUCAGUAUGCUUCCUUUGCCUGACAUCCGAUUACACUGGCGAAUUCAAGGCGAGGAUUGAAUAUAUGUGCGGGAAAAGGAAAUGCUGACUGUCGUUCAACAAAUACACUUUCCUCCAAAACUCACAUUUUGGAAAUUUGCAUAGUUUGGUCGUCCACUUUGUGUGUUAAGUGACCAACAAUGAUGACGGACCAGUAAAGAUCGUUUAACUUCCCUAGAUACUGAACUCUGAUCAGCGUAAUCAUCUAGCAAGGUGAAAUGAAGGCCUAUAAAUAGUUUUAUCCAGUCGCGCAGAAAAUAACACAUGCGACGCAAAAUGGACUCUAUAAAUAGUCUAAAAUUAAAGAUAUGUAACAGGAGCCCCAACAAAAACGAGGGGAAUAGGAAUGGUUAAUUGUCAACAGCUUUUUAGCACCAAAGCUGACUUUAGACUCGACCACGUUCGUAAUCAAAAAGGUUUACCUUCGUUUUUAAAUAUUAACAAAGGGCCUUUUGUAGUGAAUAACGGCUCCUCGCAUUGCCAGCAGCAAAUAUGGAUGUUUAUACUGCGUUCAAGCGUCGGUGCACCAGCCUUUACACAUGAAAUUGCGCAUAGUCUUUUACAAGAGUCUGGUAGGAGCGAAUAGCAACGGUAUAGAAAUGCAUUUCUAGAGGAAGAAACCAACUAAAGAAGGACUGUGUAUGAUAAAAAACCAUGGGUUGCUGGGCAUUUUUUACUAUCAACUACGCGGAAUGCGAGUUACGAUUUCCGGAUUGCCUAUCACACAAAUUCAAGCCUGCGAAAGCUGUGUAUACUGACCUUUUUAAUUUUCAUAAAAUAUCCUUCGGAACAUAUCUUUAAGGCUAGGCUCGAAAGUGUGUAAGGAAGUUUUUGGCAAAAUCCAUCGGAUACCGCGGAAUUAUCGCGUAGCAUUCAUAAGCUGUCAAUGGUUGGUCAGUAGUGUAAAAAAUACAGGAUGAUUAACCAUGUCAACAACUAGCAUCUGUGCUGGGUCUGAAGCAUUCGAUCAAACUGAGGCCCCUCUGCGGCAAUCCGUCUGACGGUCUCUGUACCUGCCAUUUGGACGUUUAUUCCGACAUGAAUGAAUACAUCAAUCCGCUUGUCCCUCGAAACAAAGAAAAUCCUAAUGGUUGACAGAUACUGUAAACAAUUAGCGACUUAGCAGGCCGAACUCGGCCAGGGGAUGGUAGCAGACGAAGUGCCGAGAGGAUUGAGUCUAAAAUUAGACAGUACUGUCUCGGUUUUAUUGUCCCUUCAUCCAAACAACCAUGCGUCUGGCCAAUAUCUCUCGACAAUCUCCCUGCUCGCAAGCCCUGUUCAACUUCGGCCCGACAGAUAACUACCUUUUAGUGUCCUUGUCUACUUAUCCUGAUAUUGUUUACUCUGAAAAGUCGAAUGAAUCGCAUAUGCUUAUUCAUAUAUAAAGACGACAUUUUUUCACUCUGAUACACGUGGAGCUCUUUACCUGACCUUGGAGCCUCAAGGCACGGCUAGUACAGGCGAUUUCAUAGAGUCGAGCUAUCAACUGCCAGAAUACUAAUAGGGACUGGGGUUUUCUUUUCUCGGUUCUGUGAGAUAAAGAAAGUUAUCUCAUGAAGACUUAGUUAACUGAAAUACUUGGUUAAUCGGAAAGGCAUACAAUUGUAAGAAGCAUGUCUUUGUUUGUUGGUCUGGUUUGCUUUUCCCUACGAUGGCGGGAGUCGGCGCAACGUACUUUUGGAUUCAGUCCAGGUUUUCAUUUCUGUUCGGAAUCGGUUUAUGUACUAAUGUCAACUGUUUUACCUGAAUUUCGCCUUCAUUCCAGAAGCUAUAUCGCUGUCAUUGUCAGUAACUAUUUGGACCUUUGCAUUCGCGAAGUUUAUCGUCAUCUAUUUCCUUCAAAACAGCGUCGUUGCCGGCUAGAUGUGGGAUACACUGUUCCAUGUAUUUUAACCUUAGCAGAAAAACGCCAGAGAGACUGUGAAAAUGUGUCUCCUUCCCUGCUUAAAUUAUGUGUCUUUUCAGCCGCAUGUUUUAUUUCGAAAUAAAAACGCAAACCUGCGCCAGGUAUUUACAAAGUAGAUCAGGAUGAACACCGUUUAAGGGGUUUAAUCAAGCUUGUGAAUUGAAUUAUCACUCAGGAUUGAACCAUGAUGAAUGUUGAGAUUUCGAUUAACUGAGUCCUCAUCGGGAACCGCCCAAGCCCUCCUCUGUUCGCGCGGCGGCUGCAGACACAUUUGCAAACAUGCAUUUUGGCAUAAAAACCGUUUUUUGAUGGAAUAAACAGCAGGCUGACAUAUAUCUGUUCUCAGUUGUGAAUUUACAUGUAGUAGAUGACUGAGGUGUUGAUGCAUCUGUCCCAUUUGGUGUGCUGAAAGCAUUGACGUAUAGACAUAGACUAUGAUUGACCUUUUUAAGGGCUCUUAGGCAUUUCUCCUCUACGUCUUCGAAAACACCUUAAACCUCGUAAGGCCGUUCAGGCAUAAUAAAAAUGUCUGGUACACCAUAAGGUAGACCAACAGUAGUUCCAUGGUGUGGGCGUAGAAAAAGCUUUGGCACUGUUUACCUGGAAAGAACUGCCUCAGAUAUCAGCGCAUUUUUUAUUGUAUGUUAUGUAAGUAAUAUGCCAAAUUGAAACCAUUAUUGUUACGGCGCUCAGAUCGGCAUGACCAAUCCUAUACGUAUUUGGAUAUUGAGAGGUAAUUAACUAUGUAUUAGUAAUUUUGAUUCUAGAUAAAUUUAACCCACGACAGGCCUCAUUUAAGUGACUAAAUGGCUUUAACUUCAGCCCUUCGUAUCUGCUGACUUCAGGCGGUAAAAUGCACCUACAAAUAUAAAAAUAAGGAAAAUAUUCUCUGCUGUUGCGUCCUACUAUUUUUGUCAUAAAACAGCUGGACAAUUGUGCCAAAUUACCCAAAGACGAUAAUUUUUAAGAUCCUAGUUAGCCUAUUUUGCUGAACAACCCCCCGUCCCUCUUUGACCUUAAAACCAGAUUUUUACGGUAUUUGGGAUGCAAACAAACUAUUAUGGAAUGUCGGCUACCUACAAGAAUCUUUCGCUUGUUAAUUAAAGGUCAUCUGAUGCUGUUUUUUGACUAGGUGUUGUUUUCUAGGCUACUGACGACGCAGACGUAUGCGGUGCGUUAAUAACCACCUUUAGACUGUUUAAGUCCUUAUAGAUGUUAACCAUUUUGCAAAACGGAUGAAAUCGUUAAUAAGGCAGAAAUAAAACUGCUUAGAUUUGCAUGCUCUAUUCUAAGAAUUUUGAAGGUAUUUCUGGCUUAAUUCAGUUCCUUCUAUAUACGUCCUCUUCGACGAUUCUUCUGACAGAUCACAGAAACCUUUUAAAUAUGUUCGAGCAAACCACACAGUCAGUGAAUGAUCUCAUGGACUAUUAACCAAAAUCCUGGAAAGUGUUUUUGACUAGGAAUGAUGACUUGUAUUGGCUCAUGAUGCUGUUUAUCGUGCAGCUUAAUUGUGAAAUAUCUCAUUCACUUCCUCUCUGUCACCUACACCAUACGGCAAAAAAUUCCUAGACAAGCAAUAUGUCCUAAUCAGUUCACAUAUUUUUAUAGAAAACAUGCAUAAAAAUACUAUGUUUGCGCUUACCUAGAAGACAAUUACAUCUUCUUUAAACGUUACAUUCGCAUCUUUCGAUUUUGAAAAGCUUAUGGUUUUCGGAAUAAUUUUGUGUUCGACCUGCCGUUUUAUUUGAAUUUAUGGUUAAGACUCUACAAGAUGUAUAUCUUCAAUGUUUAAAAAAAUACGCAUUUCUCUGUCACUCAACGGAUACUGGAUAGGGCUCCUAGAACUUUACAAUGGAUGUGAGCUAUGUAUUAUAUCUCAUAAGAAGCGUAAAUAAACGGACAGGUAUGAUACUAUUUAAAUGGGCAUCGCACCCUCCUAGAAAUUUUAUAAUUACAAACUCUUUUAAAUCAAAUGACAUCCCUAAUUUCAAGUAUAAGAUUUAAAUAAACUGUGGCUUGCUACGAAAUAAGUAUCGAAGACACAUCUUUUCAUUUCUUUCACAAAUAGAACUCAUAUUUAUUGGGACAUAGAAAGUCAAUAGAAACAUUUAUACUAUUUAACUCAUCCCGUUUUCUUAGCCAGGUUUCGUAGGCAGCCUAAACGAAGGGCUGUCAAAAGCUAGCCUCCUGUCAUGGUAAUGCACUCUACUCGGAGGGGAAUUUCGUAAUCUCAAUUAACUUUCUAUGUGAUCGGUCAAUGACUGUAAGUGGCAAACAUUCUGCCUGCUAAUAUACUUCAUAGUGAGCGACAGAUACUGUGCUUUACUAAACUGUGCGAUUUAGGAAGUCACUGAUAAAACAUGCAUCAAGAAAUGGCACCGGGUUACAGCGGGACAGGCUAAUCCUGCACCUAGUGGCGCAAUGAACCAAAACUUUCCAGAAACUUUGAUGGACUAAACCUCAGAGCUGUGCGGUCGACAGCAAAACGGAGGUUUUAGGAUACGUGUCAGACUAUUCAUAAUCACCUUCUGUACAUGUUAGCAAAUACGGUACGCCUCUUUCGCUCUUACAUCAUACGGUCUCGCAAUCACGGUCAGAGAUCAUCCAUUCUAACUUGAUGAUGAUCGGCUUUAAAGUAGCAGACUUUUAUCGGCAAUGAAGUCCCAAAUGUGGGUUAAUUUCAAGAUUUGGUGCUCAACAGAGACUGCUGACACCGCAUUGAAUGGCAUUUCUGCGUUCCCUCAGUUUUAUUUGCAGUCUUUUUCAUUCAACAGGUACAGCAGUGGCAUUCAGUACGCAGAGGCAAGCUGAUAAAAUCAGACUGUUCAGCUCACUUAAGUCAGUCCUUCGUGCGUAUUAAAUUUCUGCAUAUCGUUUGCGUGUGAUACCGAUCUUAACUUGGUCACAUUUGCUCUCGCUGCCUUGGAGUCACAUCUACUGUAAGUCGACCAUGGCCAGAGGGGGCUUCCCACUUGUAGUUCCCGGUAAUACGUGCCAACGUCAAUUUCGCAGACGCCAAAUGACGCAACAUCGACAGUAGCCAUUCCUCUAGGUUUAUUACUGUGGUUUCAGAUAUGGUCAUCUAUAUCUCUUAGAUGCUAUCCUGAGUGUGCUUCCACUGAUGUAAGAUCAUCACGCAACUUUGCUUUCAUAAUAUGUGGUGGACGCUGCACCACAUCGACAGUAAAUGCCUGAAUCCUUCCUUCCCCGCCAAAAAAGAAUACUCAGCUUGAGCACUGAUUUUGUUUUAUCGAUUUUUCCGUGGAAAAUGCUCGUGUUUAUCACGGAGCCAUCACCAAAUGGAGAAUAUACGCCCGCCUGUAGGCGAGGCCUUUACUAAUCAUCUGACUAUUGUUAUUAAAGCAGAGUUACUCAGGUGGCGAACAGAUCACAAGGAAUAUAAAUUGAGGCGCAUUAUCCAUGAAGUUAGCAGAGAUCACCUCCUCUAUUGGAAUAGCAUUUGUGCUUUGAGAAUUUUUCGUCGAAAUGACAUCGAAAUUUUGAUUUUCUCCUGAAAUGUUAUUAAGGGAACUUAAAGGUAAAUUGUUGCAAACACAUUUUUUCCUUUUGCAUGCUGCUUCGUGAGGUUGCCUAUUCUCGCUACUUUUCCUUAGUUUCCUCACUAUUUUUGACAUUCCGACUUCAACCACUUUUGAUGAAUUUCUAAGAUACCAAGAUUAUAUGCUUGUGGUGAGACGCUGAAAAUUACUCACUGUUCACUGACAAUGAUCGUACAUUUCAGUGGCCCUUUUAAUUUAAUCUGGUCUGCAUGAGAUUAAGUCACGUUGAGCACUUUUAUCGUGUUGGGGAUUGUUAGUUAAAUGCACUCAAAUUCCCAAAUAGCAGAAAUAGUAAACUGCAUUUCGCUAUUCCCUAAGCCAACAGUCAUUUUCGCAAUUUCUGAUUGUCACUCUUUGAGCUCACUCACCGUACUAAGCUCACUGGACGAUCUGCAGGUUUUUUUCCCCGUUCCCAGGAAGUUUAAGAUAAGGUCUUUGCCAGUGGCUUUUAAGAAUCAACUGUCAGCAUGCAUAGGAAAUUUUAGCGCAUGCGUCUCCAGUACUGCGCCAAAUCCCUACGGCGUACCAGGACAUGAGUGUUAAUGACACGCACUGAGGGAAUUCAGACAUUCCCCGCAUGUCUUGUCAGAUGCAAAGAAGAAAAUUUCGGAGGAUGCUGGAAAUAUUAAUGGGAACAAGUGAAUGCAAGCCAAAAUGCAACAUCCGCCCUCGCCUUCAACAUCGUUAAGGCCUGCGAACUGCCGCUUUUAAUAUUAGCACACAUCAAGUUGGUGGCUGGCAGAACAGAGCUCCUGACAGAAAAUAUCCGUCGGGGAUUGUCAUGCAUGCAAUUCGAGCGUGAAGGACUGAUGAUUCCAACUUCCUGCGGUCGCCUGACUCGUUCGUUAGCAUCGGUAGAACCGGACACUAAUUUUCUUAAACGACUUGUGAAAAUAACAAAACUUGUUUUAUGUUGCACUGCGUCCUACUAAAGUUUGUAAUUACGCUGAUCACUUUUCUCUAGGAGACAGAACUCUUCUACCUUAGAACAUUUAUCCCAAGUUAAUUCCAUCAAAGCAAGAGGAUCAGAGUCGUCCAGAUCGAUUGAGAUGGGAGGUAGCUUUGUAGAAAACUAAUUUCCUAGGUGUAAAGAUGAGGUUUCGGGUCCACAAGCCCACAUGUUUUCUGUUAUGGCAUUGCGCAAGACGUCUACCAAGGAGCCAUCUCAAAUAGCUGGAGACGUUUGCCACGCUGAUUUGCAGUCGUGGCCUGUGACUUUUACAUUGGUUAAUCAUUUUUGACAUUAUUGUUUACUCAGGCCUAAAGGUAACUCAUUAGCAACUAGCUUUAGUGAAGUGCGUUUCCAAACAUGACACCUGCAAAGAGCCAGUUAGCCCUUGAUCGGACUGAAAGAUAGAUCUCCUCCUACCAAAGUUUCGUCGUUAGAUUGGCCGAUAGGAUAUGGUUUUAUCAUAAUGACAUUAAGGCCAUAUGCACUCAUUUUAUUCCAGCCGUCUUUUGCAAAAUCACUGCGACCGUUGAUCGCCUAGUACAGCCACAGUGAAUGAGUGAUUUCAUGAAAUGUUGGCCGAAAUUCUGAAAUGCGUUUUCGAUUAGGAAGGAUUACUAGGGCGCGGUUGUUAUACUGAUUAUUUUGCAGCAUAAUCCUAUUAUCUUUUAGCCUCGGCGGGAUGUCGUCUUUUGGAUGCACUGUUUUUUAAUCUCCUGUAGAAACUGUACUUGAUAAAAAAUGACUAAUUAAUUAGCAUGUAGUUUCCCCGUUGAUUUUCAAUGGUCUUGCAAAUUCAGAUAUAAUUUACAGGAACCACGAGGAAAAUAUGCUUUCUUUCAGUCGUUUGAUACAGAACCACGUCAUCUUUUGAUUUUACACUUUAUGAUUUCUUUACCAAGUUUCGUUAAGUUCGCCGAAAAUGUCAAAACCUAAUAACUGGGUUAUCGCAGCUUAGCUAUAUUGCAACUGUCCAGACAGAGUUCCACGUUCCAACUAUGCAUGACUUUUCGAGCCCUGGUUUGCCGUAAUUUGAGGAAUGCUUCAGUCGGUGGAGAAUGAAGAAAGGAAAUCGCGAAUUGGCCGCGUUAGUCUUUAGACGAUGAGGAGUAAAACAUAUUUUUGUACUGUCAGAGGCCUACCACGGCCACAGGGUUUUUGCAUUUCUUGUUUGUACAUUUUUGCUCUUUUUGUUAUAACUAGCGGUGAAUUCCUAACCGUGAGUGAACUCUUUUAUUCUUGCACUACACAAAUGCCUUCUUUUUCGAUCUAGUUCAUCAACGUCGCAAACAAGUUUAUUGGAAUCGUUAAUCUCGUUCUCCUCAUGCUUCUACUCGGCCACUGGAAUGCCUGCCUCCAAUUCCUCAUCCCCAUGCUGAAUGAAUACCCCACCGACAGCUGGGUCAUGAAAUGCAAAUUAAGGGUAAUUUUCAGAAACGCAGCAGCUGAAUGCAUUUCUGGUGAACCAUGAAAAAAAAGUCCCUCUACAUGCAUUUUUCUAAAGAUUUCAAGAUUCUGUCUGGACCAGUUCAUCAAGUGGAUAGGCCAAAUGGACCCUCAUUUAUCUACUUUGAACAUCUAACUGUUCAUAGGUUGUUUUACAAGGUAAAAGGCCAUGUACAACCAGUUAAUGGCCCUUUCAAAUCUUCUCUUUUUAUGGCUAGCUAGGACGCGUGCAUAAAUAAUGCGUUUUUUAUUUUAUAUCGUAAUUUUGGACAUUUUUGCAAAAUAAUUCUAGGAAAACCUACGCCUGUCCAUGUUUUGACGAGGUCCUUUGUCAUGCGUAAAAAAUUAUUGCCACAUCGUGCCAUUACUGACCUUUUGUGGCGCAAAGAAGACAUUUCUCCACUUAAAGUACAAACUAUUCCGUAGAUUAUAAAGCCCAACUUAGCAACGAAGACAAAAGAAUGCGGGUUCGCAUGUUUAGGAAGUAGUUGGCGUACGGAAUAUAAUAUAUGCAGAUUCACGGGCAAUGUUUCGGCAAUCGCGAACCGGACCAAAUAUAUUAGCCACGAUGAACAGUCUAUAAUAAGCUAUUUUCAGUCAAACCUAAACAUAAAAAAAUCGAAAAAGAUACUUUGCUUGCCAAAAACAAUAGCAUUAUUAAUGAAGGCGGAAAUAAAGAAAACCGAAGAAAUAAUGUAAGUUGUGUAAAAUGAGUUUACAGAAGUCAAAACGUUUCCAUAUAAAAACCGAGUUAAUAAAAUAGGAGUAACAAAACAAUAUUUAAAUAACAUCUUACAGAAUCCUCUAGGUAAAUAAACUCGAAAAAUAUUCACAGUAUUAAGUUGGACAACUAGUCAAAUGUUGCAUAUUUUAUUACGACUCAGGAUGGUGUUACAGCAAGUCGACUUGACUUAUCCGUUUUGUCAACUAACUGAGAUAUGCUUAAUUAAGACAAAGAAGACUCCCCUUGAUUUUGUAGAUUGGGGUGUCAAAAAAUCAAGUUCGUCUAAUCAGAAACUAACAACGUUAAAGCAAAAUUUACUCAAACGAUCAGUAGUUUUCCAUCUUCUGCGUGGCAUGCGAAAAUUUUCUCCGUAAGCUCACCUUGCAUUCAUGAUUGCCAGGCAGCUGGCUAAAAUUCAAGGCGUCUUUUAUGUUUCCAUGAAAGCUUUGUGGUUUUAACUAUUGUCAUGCAGUUGCCCAAAAUACUAUGCCUUUUAAUUUGUGUAUAUGAAAACCAUCAGCGUAAGAGAGCGCUUGAAAUACUGUGUCUAUAAAGAGAGCUUUAUGCGUUUUGUUCGCAAGGGGUGGCGACCUGAACACGUUUUCAUAGGUAGCCACGUAUGACAACAAGCAGGCCAAAGAAUGUGGUUCCUCAGCUGAAUCAUGUUAGGAAUAUAACCUUGAUCAAAUUACGAUCAACCCCUUUUAAGUUAUCACAUCGAAAUUGCUCAAGAAAACUAUUUCGUCGGUAAACAUCCACCUACUUUCUUCUUUUUCAAUGUAUAUUUGGAGAACACUUAAGACAAUCUUCGCUUUCAUCCACGUUUAUAACAGAUUUCCAAAAGCUUUUACGAGAAAUGAAAAAACCGCCCUUUCUAGUUUUAAUGAACCUGUACAGUCAUGUAUGUUCAUUGUUAUGCUAUGUAACAAGAUUACAAGAGCUCCAGAAGGGAGUCAUCUCAGAACAAAAAUGUGUCCAAACAGUUAGUUUAGUGUCCGUUUACUUCCUACAAUACUCAUCAGCUAACACUCAAUCGUAUAAAUGGUAUGCUAAAUUACGUCGACAAGCUAAAAUGGCUGCUUGAUGACAACACAUCUAGAGGUUACUCGUGAAACGCUAGGAUAUAUCCAUAACUGGCGGAUGUCUAAAACAUGAGAUUAUCUUUUGAAAUUUACAAACCCGUAUUCCUGAAAGGGAAAACGCUUCUAGUUUUUGGAAAAAAGAACGUUUAUCCACAUUCUUUCUCACCUUGUUUGUGCGAUACGAACAGUCAAGUUUUAAAUUGUCGACCGUUGUUCUGCGUAUCUGUCUCAAUUGCACAAAUUCUCCCUCUCCAACAAACAUGGACGAAUAUGCAGAUGUAGUCUAACACAGUUACCAGGACGAUAAACAGCCUUAUAAUUAAGUUACUUCUAUCAUUUCUCUUUACGAUAAUUACAUUUAUUUACUUCAGUUACUUACACUAUGCCAGCGAAUGCAUCGUAAGCUGUGCUAAGUCGCAGUUAUGGCUUUUAAACCAGGACAGUAGUUAAAUAUUUUCACCUAAGAAAUUCACACAACGUACGCUUUUUUCUCACAGAACGCCGGAUGGUUUGAGCAAUACACAUGGGCCCUUUUCAAGGCAAUGUCCCACAUGCUCUCAAUAGGUUACGGCCGGUUCCCACCGACGAGCGCAAGCGAAGCCUGGAUAACCAUCAUCAGCAUGAUGACGGGAUCCACUUGUUACGCUCUCUUUGUUGGCCAUGCAGCCGCACUCAUUCAAUCCUUCGACUGCUCCAAAAAGAUGUACCGUGAAAAGGUGAGAUCUUGGCCUCUCAAGCAAUCAUUUCGCAUUGUAAUUUUUGCCUACCCUCGCGCCACUGGGCAUCACUAAGUAUUCAUAUUCGAUUUUUGAAGAACUUUUUGAUUUUGCAGGAUUUUUUGAUGCCGGCAGGUUAUUUGUUUGGUUCAGUUCAGGUGGGUUUGUUUAUGCCGUUCGCACCGUUGUCGUCUCAAUCCAGUCGUGCGGAAAAUUUUAUUAGUUUGUUUGUAGAAGAGACUUGGUAGGUGGUUUGGAACUUUGAAAAUCAGCAAAUCACCUUUGCCUUUUCAGUGAUAUAUUAGUGGUUUUCUUCUAGUAAUAAACUAGCAAAAGUGAAAUUUGGACAUCUCUUGGGAAAUCUAGUGCAUUUCAUCGGUAUUUCAUCAGUAGGAUCCGUGUCUCAUUUGACCUUAGUGGAAACUCCGAAAUAAACUUUCCGCUGGACUAAAAAUACAUAGACGGGGUUUAAGGAAUGAACGCCGUGUGGCGAAACUUCAUAACAGUUAAUUCACUUGAGGAUUCUGCUUUUAAAAUCAUUUCUUUCAGGUCGAGUUCAAAUAAUAAAUUUCAGUAAAAGUGGCUACUUAAAUCGCGCGGGUGCUUCUCAUUAAACUUUGGAUGAACUUACGGAUUCUAAUGUAAUUUUUAAAAGGCAUGCAUUAAAAUAUUCCUUUUCACUAAUUUGACAAAACGGUGCAUUCCAUUACAGUUUCCAUAAAGAAGGAGUUGUAUUCUCAGUUCAAAAAUAAGCAAAAAUUCUUUUGUUGGUGUUCGUUGCGAAAUAUGCAUGGUCGGUAAGCUUUGCAUAAGUUUGCAAACUAUGCACUGUAGUUUCUAACAGCGAAGAGUAAUGAGGAAUUUUUCCUAAAAGGAGGGUCGCAGCUGGUAGUUCUCGAAUGCUAGACGUGAGUAGAAAGUCUGUCAGAUCUAUGAGGCAACAGGAAUUAAAAGAAAAAGUAGAGGAACAUGACAGUUCCGAUCAGGCACUUAAAUAAAAAACCUGGCAAACACUUCCGUACAUUAAAAACUUGUUUGAGCUCGUUGAAAGACACCACAGGAAAACAUCAAAUACAAGUGGCGCAAAAAUGGAUGACCACAUCAUGCAACCAGCUUGUAUGCCAUAAGGAGAAGGUUCGCUAUUUAGACAGGAAAGAGGUCAUCUAAAAGAUUUCUGCGAUGCGGUGUACUGCGACCAAACUGGAAAGUCGGUCUCUACAUGCACACCCGAACAUUAACUGGCCGUGAAGAGGCAAGACCAUCCUGCUUCAAGUUGUCACUCAUAGACUGUAAGCUGAUCACAAAGUUUCUUGGGAAAAAGCUUUCAGUCGUGGUGCUUGUCUGUCUAAAAAAGCCGAGAAUUUUCGAAAGCUAUAUAUACCAAUGAACCAUGAACUAACCCGCGCAUUGAAACAAGCAUCGUGUACAAUAAUCUCAAGACGAAGAAAGAGGUCACAGCCAUUCAGCACGAGAUUUCGAUCCAGGUCAUGAAAUAUUGGUAGAAAUAAUAGGGCAGUAAAGAUUUUUUGAGAUUUUUGCAAAUUUUGAUCGUUUAGCACAUUUGUCACAGGCUCGAAGACGUCUUCGGGAACCAGUGUUGAAAUUUGCGGAAUAGAUUUUGUCAACUUUCCCAAAAGACUUAAUUUUUUCAUGUUUAUAUGUUUGAAGAUAGUAGAUUCUUUGGAAAAGUAUAGACUUUCUUAAUAAAUUUUUGACGUCGGUUCUUCGGUCAUCGUCGCACUAAAGUAAGUGAACAAAAAGAGGUCAAAAUUUCAAACGCGCCCAAAAAAUCACUAACCUUCCAGCGUCUCUGUCAACAAGCGUCCGUCGCAUAUGGUAUUGUAGAUCGAUUGUUUCCCGCCCUUUCCACUUGUCAGCGAGAAAUUUUAGGCAGGAAAAGCACCGACUAUGCGAGUUUUGUUCCAGGCAAAUGUAUGCUCAGUAUCUAAUGCGUGCAUAGCCAUUUGAGAUAGGUGGUCUUACCUCUUAACACUUAACUGAUGUUCGUGAUGCGUGUGGAGGUACACCUCCCAGUUUUGCCAUGAUACGCACCAUUGCAUGCCUCUCAUGGGAUCUUAAAGUCCACUUCUUACUUCUGCACACGCCUUCAUGAACAUCAGUUAACUGGAGCCAUGGCUUUUAGCUCCGAUACGCACAUAUUUAUGUAUAUCUCGAUACGAUGUGGUUUAAACACAAUACUGUUGGGGUUGGGGUUAGGGGUUAUGGUUAGGAGGUCAGGAGUUAUAUAUCUCUUUCAUCAUCUCCAAAAGAAGACGAGGAAGAAAAAGAGGGGAUUUUAUGGACCACACUCUAUUGGUGCUGAUGACUUGGAAAGUUCCUCGUUUCAAUCAUCUGAGUGAUGGGGUGUCUGUUUCUGCUAGCCUAGAGUUGUUCUGUUUCGCCGCCCGUCUCGUGUUACAGGCAUGACUGACGCACAGGCUUCGACUUGCCUUCCGGCCGGGGAUUGGCCUACCAGGCGUUACGUACAAGGCUCCAGUCCGUCCGGACGGGGCCGACAGCACUCGCGUACGGGUCGCGGCUCCUCCAACAGUUGUCACCUUCCCCACAGGGGGUAAAGAGCCCGUCGGAGGUCACACGACCAACAUGAGACAUCGAACCACUGACACGUUCAAGCAGUCGAACGGGAUUCGCAAAUGCAACGGCAGCUGGUCAGCCCAUCCGAUUAUGGGGGGAGGACCCACGGGCACGACAGCCGGGCAGGGGGUAGGGGUCCUACGAGUGCGCCAGCGGUUGCCCACAGAGGAAAUCCUCAGCUAGAAGACAGGUCAGAGUUCGUGCCUAUAACACGAGACAGGCGGCGAAACAGAACAACUCUAGGCUAUCAGGAACAGACACCCCACCACUCUGAUGAUGGAAACGAGGAAGUUUCCAAAUCGUCAGCGCCAAUAGAGUUUGGUCCAUGAAAUCCCCCCUUUUUCUUCUUCGUCUUCUUUUGGGAUGAUGAAGGAGAUAUACAUAAAUAUGUGUAUCACGUUCAUCAUCUCCCGAAGAAACCGAAGAAGAGAGGGCGAAUUCAUAGACCCAAUGGACCAUGAAUUCGUUCCCUCUUCUUCUUCGUUUUCUUCUGGAGAUGAUGAACGCGAUCUAAUGUCUGAACCUCGAAUCUUUAUGCAUAUCAAUAAAUAUGCUUGCAUCGGAGCUAGAAACCACAGCACCAAUCAGAAGAUGGAAAUAAUAAAGCCUCUGAACGCCUGCACAAUCACGUUUUGGUCUAUAAAUACAUCUUCUUUUCUUUGUCAUCAUCGUGGAAUUGUGAAGGUGAUACACAUGCAAGUAGACCAGAGUUGGUAUGCAUUAAGAGCCGAUAUUGUGAAAAAAGGAAGACAUUCUUCAGAAAAUGCGAGCUGCACUCGUGAAUUUUCGAGCUGGUGACACCAACCCGUCAUAAGACGAAGUGAAAACGAGGGAAAAAGUUAGAUGCUCAUACAAGACAAGUUGACGCGACAGGAUAGACACGGUGUCAUGGUAAGUUCUGGGGGAGGGGAGGAGGGGAGAGGAGGCGGGACACUUAGCAGUUCCUUGUGUUAAAGGGGGAGGGCGGAUGAUGAAUUAGUUGGACUUGGGCAGCUGAAUCAGUGGUCAUUGAUGCGGGAUUAGGGCAGGGGUUAGCAAGUCGGGAACGUAGGCCCUCGUAAGGGGCGUCUCGGUCAACAUGGCGGUUGAUACCAUCCACACUAAAGUGUCAAGCCUCGAGACAUUUCCUCGCUCUUUUGCGUUGGCCAUAGUCACGACCUCAGUGCCAUCCCAAAUGGGUCGAGUGCGCGCGCAAGACCGAGGCACAGGGAGUCUCGACGACGGACAGCUAGUUUGUGUUUAUUAGUACGGGUGCCCCGUCGUCGACCCGUAUGACCAACAUGCACGCGGGAGCAACUAGCACACUGGAUGCAACCAAUGACAUUUAUUUGUUGUGCGUUAGGGAUGGCGUCCCUGAUCUGAGAUAGUAGUGUGCGUAGUGGAGAUGCUGGCUUGUGGACAAUGCGAAAACCGAGACGGACGAUUAAUUCGAAGGCUCCCUACAUAUAAGGCGCGCGUAGAAUUUCGUUCCACAAUUUCCCAGUUCGGGGUGGAUCUUGCGGCCGUACCUAAUGACUGAGGCUGUGACGCGCCUGACCGCUAAUCCAGCCGCCCAAUUCCAACUGAUUCGACAUCCAUCCUCCCUUUUUCAGCACAGGGAGCCGGGAGUGUCCCGUCUUCCCUCUCUGCUCCUCGCCCAUAAACCUACUAUGACAUUGAGACCACCCCGCCCUCACACGCCAACUUUCUGUCUGUCCGGUCACACCAACUACUCUAGUGUGACAAUCUAACUUUCGCUCACGUAUUCCUUUCUUCUGACGACGAGCUGGUGUCGCCCGCUCGAAAAUCUACGAGUGUAGCUCGGUUUUUUCGAAGGACAUCCACUUUUUGCAUAUGUAUACACAUAUACAUGUUGAUGCCAAAGGCGUUCUUUGGGACAAGGAACCGUAUUGCGUACAUUUUCGGCGCUGCUUCCCCAGGUCGUCGUCAGAUGCAGACUGAGAGCAAAUGUGCCGACAACAGUUAACAUCUAGCAGUGCACUUUAAAAUCGAUAACUGUUGACGCUUACGCCCGUGAGCGGCCGCUAUCUGUGCCAUUCUGUCCCGAUUGGCUGUCGUCUCCUUGAAACUUUUGUACGCGGCGUCCAAACUCGUUAUGUCGGUUGAUGCACGAUUCAUCCGCAUGCAUGGCCUUGAGGAAUUCUCGACUUUUCUUGAAAGGGCAGACACCGACAAUUCGAGUUCUGUGUACAUAUAUGUCGACUAAAGGAGGUAGUGCGCAUUCCGAGAUGAUAUAAUGAAAGAAGACGACUUGUCCGGAAACCGAGUUGUACUUCUGAUUUGUCAAGCCGUUUAUACUAACUCAAUGUUAGACGAAAUGAGCGGUUACAGGUAGAGCCCUUGAUGGCCCUAUUAAUGUAUAAUAAAUUGGUAACAAUCGGGAGAUGGCACCCAAAAAAUCCGUUACCUAGAAAUGCUACAUUUAAAAGUGAACUCAAAUGCCUUCGGUUUAUAUCAGCGGUUGCAGGUCCACUUUCACGCACUUUUUGGACUUUCCGCGACGGCCUAACAUGGGCUGGCCGAACGAACAUCGCAGGAGGUUACAUGGACGAUGGUCGCUGUUACUCAACCUUCCCCAUCGUUAUACACGUACACCAGAAUAUUCGGCAUACAUUCGCAUUAUAGCAGUUUAUCACAAAACAGCAUCACUUUUAACUAGGAUAAGUCUGCACAACACGGGACAGGAACAGUUCCCAGGCAUCUGUCAAAGGCAGGACAUUAAGGCCAAACCAAAGAAGAUACUGUAAUUCGUCUAUUUGAGUCCACACAGCUUGACCACAUGCAGGGCCUCCCUCGUGGCGUUUCCUUUUCAGUCUACUCCAGUACGCCUCAGUGGCAUUGGUGUGCCGUCCGAUGGUAGGGUCCUUGAAGUUCUUUGAGUGGUUAACAGACGAAUGUAGAUAACCUUCUGAGGGAAGACGAUUGUACAUCUUCCACUCGUCCGUUAUCACUAUACUGUCUUUCUCGACCCAUUUUAUAAUGACGGAACGGAGAGUGGUUCAACUUCGAUCGUACACCUGUUCAAAUAAGGCUUUCCGUCGGCUAAUAUCGUACAUCACGACCAGCUAACACCCAUUAAACCCCUAUUACUACCUGUCCCGUAAGACAGGCCGCUUUGGUUAGGCUGAUUUUUUGGGUGCCAUCUCCUGAUUUUUAAUAAUAAAUUUGCAUAUUUACACUGCGAAUAGAAGUGCAAAUAUUUAAAUGUGGUCUCUCCAUAUUAAAAAAUAAUUUUUAAAAAAUUAACGUCGGCCUUUACUGUGACUCUCUUCGGAAGGCGUGUGGAUCACAAAGUGUUUUUCAAAGCUGCCUGUGUUCUGUACGACGGUUUUUGCCAAAAAUUACACGAUGAAGUUGUCUUCCGAUCGUGUGGAGUGGGAUAAACGAACUAGAACGUUCGGGGACACAGAAUUUGCAUCGAUAGACAGAAAGCAGAGUGUGGAGCUGAAAAGCUUGUUAAGAUAGAUGCCGGAAUUUAUUCAGUUUUGUUUAGUUGUGUUAAUAAGGCGCCGAAUCACAGAGACACCGCAGGCGCUGGGAUUUCGCGAAACUUGUUGCCGCAACACAAACAGCACCAGCCACCGUUUUGACCUGGAUACACACACCACGAUCGUUUGUGUUCACGGUUCACUGACUUGUGCCCUCUCCAAAACAACAGCUGCUAGUCUAGGCAUGGUAAUGAUGAAUCCCACCGAUUCGGCACCUCUGCAUCCAAUUUAACACGUUUUCAAACCCCCACACGCGUUUCUGUCGGUUGAUGCGAUCUCUGCGUCCAUCAACGCACCAGUAUAAUAAUGUACCUGCAGGUUAGUCAUUUCGUCCAAAGGCGGGUUGGUACGUACGACUAACAUGAAAUUUCACGAACAGAACUCGAUUUUCCGCAGUUAUUCUUUCUUAAAUUUAUUUGGUCAUCAUACAAUUACGCUCUAAGUCCAUACAGGCAGACGCCAUGGCUUUAACUGGCAGUAUGGAAAUGCAUAUUUUGAUAAAUGUGUCAGACUGGCCAAUUUCUUGAUAAAAAUCGCUUUUGCCUUCCCGUUGAGAACUAAAAAGUACGUAGUAUUUACGCAGACGCUUGGCGCCAAGGCACAAGCCUCUUUUACUAAAUCAUCCGUCAAAAGCCAUUUGUGCAUCGCUUGCUGUGUUUAAAAAAAACACUUAUAUUUUGCAUAUCGCUUGAUGAAUCUUAAAGUGGAGAUAAGCCCCACUGGCUAAACAGGGGUUGAUAGAAAGCACUUUUAACAGCGGAGAGUAUUUUGCCCAUGUGUCUGUCUCAAAGGCUGACAAACAAAUUCUAAAUUUGAGCAGUGUAGGCUGAAAAACACGAUUAUGGUCACGGGGAGCUUUAUGUCUGGAGAAAUUCAGGAGCGAAAGAAGUGACUCUGCUCAUUGGACACCAACUCAAACGUGAGCCGAUAGCCUACAAAACCGAAAAUGGGCGUAGUAACGGGCAAAGAAAAAAAAUUCCAAUCAGAAUAUGCCAACAGAGGGACAGUGAUAACGCCUUUAUGUGAUUUUUGCGCAAACGUUUUGCUAGAUACUAAACUAAAUUUUGAAUAUGAGGAUUCUAUUUCAUGGAAGCACAGCCUGGGGCAUCAUUACCCAGGGGAUAUUACUUUAGUCAGCACCGGGCUGUUGGUAAAAACAUUAAAUUUUGUAAUAUAUCAGUUUAAACCAGAAGACAGCAGACUAUCGAAGAGAUUAGCAGAAAUAAUCCAGCUUGGUCGUCUUCAUCAGUUAAAUUGUGAUCUAAAUGUGAACGGAUAAAAAGUGAUGUGCAGUGAUUUUCGCUAGACGAAACUUGGGGAAAUGGCGGUUCACAUAGUAAGAAACGACUGGAAAUAUAAAACAGUCAUACGAAUUUUCUGUACGCACCCCAAAUUUGGCGUAAACUGACGCAUCAUGUCUGCCGAUUUACUAGUAGUGCGGCCAUUCCCCACGCCUGUCAACUGACCGACUCGAGCAGUGGCUGGAGGCAUGGAAUGGGAAGAGAGAGUAAUGUCGACGGCUCAGCGCAUUUUCCUCACUACAAAAAAUCUGACGCGCUUGAAGCCACCACAAUGUGCUAAAAGCUUGUGGCUUGGAAGGUUGCCAAUUGACAGAAAAACUUGGAUCUCGCAGUCGACGCAGUGUUGGGGGUUUAUAUGGAGCGGCCGACUAGUGGUCUAAGAAUCGGGUAGCAAUGGCUCCUCUUUAAUGUGGCCUUUAUGGCACUCCUUCUCCGAGGGACCCUAGCCGGUUGUGACAGCACGGCUAGAUGCAGCUUUGGCUGCGCCAAUCCCCGCUUUGUUGUUGUUAAUCAAAAUCCCAGUAAUAUGUUCUUUGUGGACCAGCUGAUGUGGAGUGGAGCGCCAAGGUGCGGGCUCGACCGUGCACAUCCACCUGUGCUCUCCGCGUCUCCGGUCUUCUCGACUUGGUCUUGACACCGGGUACAGAUAGGGUAGGGUGAGAGAGUGCGGUAGAUGCUGCGCAAGUCUACAUUCACUAUAGACUGACUUACGCGCUAGUCACCAUGCCGUGGAGGACACGACGGACAUCAUCGGAAACGACAGUCGAACUGUCGGUGCGGCAGAAUCCUCUGGAAACAAGCCUGGUUCUCGAAAGUCUUGCGAGCAGACUGCUGGGCGAAGGGUGAAAAUUUAGCAAUAAAGUGAACUUUGUAGGCUAAAAGUCCUUGCAGAAAAGUGCCCAGUUAUAUUCACAAUGAGAUAUUCAGUGCAAAAACGCUGCCCCGUUGUUAUACUGAUAAUCAUUAAGUCCUAGUGUUUAACUUCAGUAUGUAUGGCAAAGCUAUACUCUGGCGACUAGAAAUCAAGAUCUGAAUGAUUCGAAUCGUGAAGAGAACUGACUGGCUUUAAUGAUCAAGAAAUUCCAAGAUGAGUUGAUUCUGGGCACUGAUAACGGGUCAACCGUCUGCCCCGGUCCCACGAGAAACGUUCCCUUGCAAUGACGCUUAAUCGCGUUCAAGGAAGUUGCCUGAAGUGGAUGAAAAGGGCAUGGCUGAAACAGACAGGAGUAAAUGCAUCGACGUUUCCUGGAUGUAGGCACGAAUAAAUGAGUAUUUUCGUUUAACUUCUUACGACCACUUACACUUCUGUGAUUCUAGCAUAGAAGCAUUAAAUGUGAACGCGCGUCGCGAUAGGCAACCACUCAUACAUUCAAUGUUACCUUCGCUUCAAUGGGAACGUUGAAUAAUUCAGACUGGCAAAAUGACUAUCUCAGUACCCAAGACAAUCAAUGUACUUCGGUCAUCUAGUGUAUGACUUCUGGAGGAAAAAAGGAUGGUGCACUCAGGACAAAUGGUUUACACAUCUACGCCGAUAAUGGAUUGUUAGGUAUUUUAUUUUCAAAACAGAUGACCAAUUCAUGCAAGUUUAUGAGGUCAUAGCCCCUUUCCUAUUAACGUUCUACAUCCAGUCCAGCAAUUCAAAGUUACUUUUCGUAGCUCCUCAAGAGAUUCAUAAUAUCAUCUUUUUAUUGCAUCGGUUAAUGAGGCGAAUUGGCUGGGGUGGGUAUUUACUCAUAUUUUUUCCCAAUAAUUUCCUCGUUCAAACUGUACAAAUGCAAUGGGGCUAUUUUUCAGAAUAGUAGGUACCGUCAUUCUCACGGCAAUUCGCACCUGUGCUUUAAACUGGUGUAGGUCCUGGAUUCAUGGUGCAAAGCCUACUCAUUUUUUCAAAAGACUGUUCGACAAAAACAACUUUAGACCGACGCACAGUGUCCCCAUUUUCUGUCAGUUCAGAGGGGGGAAAAUACCUUUUCUACUAUUCGCUCCCGCAGAUUUAAAUGCCAAGCAUUAUUGUAAGGCGGCCUAAAAUUCAGUCCGUACAUGAAUUCUGCAGAAGCAGCUUGAUAACCUACUGUCACAUUUCCUGAGACUAUAUCGGAAAUUUUGAAUAUUGGGAUUUGCUUGUUUAAAUGAUGUACGAUUGAUGUUUUAAAGUAAUAUGCAGCUCUUAUCCCACUGGUUGCAUCGCCUCAUAUUUUUCCUUCUUUAUGGCGUAACACGAGCACAUGAAACAAAAAGAGAAACGAAGACCAACCCCUUAAAUAUCGUCCAAAAUAUCCGAAUAAAACCGUAAGUAAUACCGCGAUAUUGGUGAAAACUGAGACCACGUAGUUCUGUAUCCAGACGCACUUAGAGGUAGCCUUAAAUGGAAUAAAAUUGUUGGCAUUUUAGAAGGAUCGGUUACUCGUUUUUCAAAAAAUAGAACGGAUAGUCUAACUUUAGAUAAAGCAUACUUUCGAGCUAUUGCUUCACAUGUGUAUAUUUACUUUGAAGCAAUUUGUCCGCCUAUGCCGACUGUCUAUAGAUAAUUCCUGCUCAUAUGGAUGUGCGCAUUUUCCAUAAAAGACGCUGGCAGGUCAAUCGUAAUUCGCUGUCAAAUGUCUUUAAAUAAGGCAUAAGACAUCAUUAAGUUACUAAAUGACUGGUCAUUUAGGACCUUCUGGUUUCAAUGGGGAUAGUACCAAAGAACGUAAUGGAAACUGGAAUUUUUCCGCAGUCAACCAGUGUAGGUAUGUCGCCCAAUUAGAAAAUUUGAAGGUUCGAUCAUUGGUUCAGUUUUGUCUUAGAACUACAACAAUACUUAACUACAAAACCGUAAUGAUUUUUCCAGGAAAGUCAUGCUUCUCUUUUACAUGUAUAAGGUACUCUUAAUUUACUGUCCUGCUAUGUUAGCUUCAUUUUAAUGCAAGACGAAAUCGUGUCUCAAUUAGGAACUAGCCUACACAUGGACUAGGCUGCAUGUGGCUCAGCCAGACUUGUUUAACUAAUUUGUAAAUUUCCACGUCUUCAGUUAAGUGCCAUCCUUUAGGUUGCCUUUGAACGUAAAUAUUUCAGUCGUUUUAUGCAUAAUUUGCAAAGUAUUUUAUGGAGAGUAUAACAAAUGUUAUCCUUCUUACUAUUUUUUCUGCUAGACCCAGAUUAUUUGCUUAACCCUAUAGGCCCUGAAAUUGAUAUAUUUCCUACAUCAGAACUAGAGAUUGAUCAAAAGAAAGAGGCGCUGUCUAAAGUCACACUGCACACCGCAUUAGUGGGGACGUCAUUUACCCAUUGUUUGGGUAAUGCGAACUCCAGCAUGUAUACUCUUUUCAUUCUUGUAGUCAUCUAGGGAGAAUCAUAAUGCAGUGUAUGAGAAUACUGAAACAGUUUGAGUUCUGUGAUUACAUUCCCUUAUCUAACUUCGCACCAAUUUAGUCUGUUAAAUGAGAAAUGAAAAGCAGAUCCGGUCUAUUUAUCUAGUCCAUGUGAGGUCAGGUAAGGGAUUAACCUUGUCAAAGAUGACUACUUAAUAGACAGCAGGUGGAUUUAGGGUCGCGAGGUUGAUUAAAGAUUAACUAUCUGCAGCCCACAUGUUUUUGCGGUUUGUGGGCUUACUCAUCCUUACCCCGAAAGUUUCCAUCACAAAUAGGUGUUUAAAAGUCAUACUGAGUGAACGGGGAGGCGCUUUUCAUAAUUAACGUAGGAUUAAUAGCCUGAAGACGUACCGCACACUGUUAAAUACUGCAUUUGAUUUAGUUAAGAGUUCUCAAAGAAUCUUUUGUUUUUUUAAAUAUCAACCGUUUGGGGGAUUCUGUGUCAGAUCGGUUGUUUUUCAUACAACAACCGGGACAGAAAGCUUAAUUAGAACGCCUCACUGCUACCUCAAGCUCCAACAUGCACUUUUUAAUCACGUGCUCUACCGGCAGUGGAUAUUAAGGGGUAAUUAAGAUUUGUUAUGGGGUAACGGGCAAGAUAUCUUCAAAUGUGUUAAGCCGCAUGAUUUGCCAGCAGACUAUGUCAAUUUUUCAAGGUCAAAUCAAUAACUGCAGGCACCGGGGUAUCAGUCUUCACCAAGAUCUCCCACCCGCAUACAAUAGGUGGCUGGCUCAUUGUGUGCAUCCAACACAAAUAGACGGAAAAGGGCCGGCCCUCGUCUAAUCGCUAAUUGUCAAACUUGAGUAUGUGACUGGCGUUCGACAUCAAACUGUUACUUUCUCAUCCCUUCAUUCUUCCCCUUCUAAUUUGGGUCCUUCAGUUAUCAAUACUCAUUUACGCGCAUAUUUGCAUGCUGUGGUUAACUGACAAAAUUACUUUACAUACGGUAGGUUUGUGUUUGCAUUUUUGACUGGCGUUAGUGCCUUUCAAAUGGGCCAUGUGGUAGAUGCGUGGGACCAACACUGGGGCCAUAUCGGAUCCUAGAAGACGUCGUCGGGUGCGGUGGCAGAACCCGUUGACGCCGUACGUCGCGCACAUUGGGACCCCUUGCGACUCUCCCAAUUUUUGUUGUUGGUUUCUUUCAAUAAAUUCUCCCAGUCCAGUACUAUUAUUUGGUAGCAGGGUGCAGUCAAACAUGUCAGUAAUUGGAAACUCGGCAAAAGUUUAAUUUUGAACACAGGCGGGAUGAGAGCGGAAGGGCGCGGAGAGUUGCAUGGGGUUAGUCAACCUUUGACCACGGUCAGCGUGGAGCCUGAACGUGGGGUCGCUUUUCGUAACCUGAUUGCGGUCUCUUCUGUUGUUGCCAACAGACGCUGGCCCAGUAGUUUAGGUUGCCACAUCGGACCGCCUCAGUGUACAUCUAUUCCCUCACUUUCUCCUGCGGUGGAUUAACCACACGCACUUCUCCGCGUCGUUUCGCUUUCGCUCCGUCUGUGUUUUAAAAAUAACUUUUAUCGAUUUUCCAAUUACUGACAUGUUUGACUGUACCCCGUUUCCAUAUGGCUGUACUGCCCUGAGGUGAAUUUAUCAAAAGCAACCUAUGUCCGCCAACGCGUUUUCAGAAUUUCAAAGCUAUAUUCUUACCUUUCUUUUCAUAGUGCGGAAAAACGUUUCUAUUAUGCGUGUGAACCAAGCAUCUCGCCUAUCAGAGACUAGGCGUUUUGUAGCCCGAAUAUUGAUAUAAAAGUUAUGGAAAUCAGAUAGUAUCCGUUGGUCUUCUGUGUAGGUAUCAUUCCAGUGGUAUUUACAGUCCGUUUGAAGGGGUCGAAAAUGUUUUCCUUCAUAAGGUUUUAACUGAAAUGUAACUUCCGGAACGGGUAUUACCUGAAAUCAGACGUCCGGUUUCUACCGACCCACCAUGCAUUGAGGUCAAAAAUUUGUUGAUAAAAUGUGUUAUUCUAAUGUAGAAAUAAGCAGCGCGAAGCGACGCAUUUUAAGUUAUCAGUUGCACAAUGCCCGUAAGGAAGGAAGAGUUAUUGUUUUUUUUACACGUAUGAAUGUAACCUCUGUUGAUUGGUUUUUUCAGUUCAAGCAAGUCGAGGAGUACAUGGCUUUCCGUAAGCUUCCCCGCGUUCUGCGACAGAAGAUUGCCAACUACUAUGAACAUCGAUACCAGGGCAAAAUGUUUAACGAGAUGGUCAUUUUGGACGAACUGUCGGAGUGUCUACGAGAGGUAAGUAAAUAUUCCUCUUCUCGUCACGACUAUCAAACCCUUGCAUUUCACAAUGCUGCUUAUCGUGCCAUCCAUCCAAAACACAUGUACAUCCGAGGUAAACGGCCCUCAUGGACUCUGUUUAUGGCAAACAUGAUGAAACUAACUUGAUGUUCGUUUUAUUUGGCCAGCAUACAGGCCCUUGCAUCGCCUUUCAACAAAAAGGGCGGCAUUUGUUUUUUGAAACUGACAUAUACAACUUCUUCCGCUUCCCAUCUUAGCAACAACUGAAAGCAUAAUCAGUCGAAGCGUGCGCCAGCGGACAGGUGUUAUACUGAUAGGCAAUAAAAGAGUAAUGCUAGUAGAUACAUUAAACAUUAAAGAGUAUAUUUAGGACAGCAAAAUGUUUGGAAAAAGCGCCGCUUUCUUAUGCGGCUGGUCAUUGUUAUCACGAUAGUUUAAGCGUUCACUAGCUCUGAGGAAACUCCGACCGUAAUACGUGCUAAUUGCAAACUCUAGAGGGUUUUACGCCCUACAGUUUUGUUUGAUUAUCGUUUUAUGUGCACUAAUUAUGCCUUAUCUCGGAGGACUGUAUGCGGGCUUACCGUGCAUUAUCAUCAAUCUCUAAACUCUGAGGAAAGAGUAUACCCUGGAGAGGACCACUUUCAUUUUCCUAAAAUCGCAUUGCUUGGAACUCAAAAGAUCCGUUAAAAACGACUGUGGUCAUUGGAGCCAUUAGCUUUUAUGGUAUGCAGUGCUUUAUGAGACAUCCUCAGGUACUACUAUCCUUUUUUGAAUCUAGGAUAAGCUGGCGUUCUGUGACCUUCUCCUGAGGACCAAUCAAUUCUAA
Spirometra erinaceieuropaei is the source of this 51941-nucleotide messenger RNA. The record is from the annotation of a GenBank genome assembly. Lineage: Eukaryota; Metazoa; Platyhelminthes; Cestoda; Diphyllobothriidea; Diphyllobothriidae.